Xyrichtys novacula (pearly razorfish) is the source of this 57976-nucleotide messenger RNA. Lineage: Eukaryota; Metazoa; Chordata; Actinopteri; Labriformes; Labridae. The record is from the annotation of a GenBank genome assembly.
ACUACAGUCAAACCGCUCAGGGUACACUGAAGUGUUGGACCGUAGCAGUUCAGAGGAUGGAAAAUGUACCAUAAACGUUGUUGGAAAACUCUCUAAGGUAAUUAAUCUUCCCUUCACAUGUGAGUUUCCUCUAUAACUCAGUUUAAUUCAGAAUAAGACUCGAAAGACUUGGCUAACGCUCGGCUAUGAGAAAUUCGAGUUGGUAGAGCAUGGCACUGACAUUGUUGAAUUGAAACUGGCAGCAGUAGUAGACACGUUUGUGUGGCAUAUGCUCAGAGGGACAUUUUGCUGUUAUCGAGGGAAAAACAAGACGUAAGCAAAUGUGUGAACAAGAAAUAUGAUGCAAAUGAAGAGUUUGAACUUCAGGAAUUCAAGAUGUAUUUCUUUUGGGAGGGAUUAAGAAUGAGCAUCUUCUGCAAGGUGGGGCAGGGUUUUCUAGGACUGGAUUUUGAUUUUGGUCCUACUGACAUACAUUCAUUUGGCACAGAGCCACUCAAAGGAUAUUCAGUCAUUGAAUGCCCACGAAGAUUCAGUUUAAGCUUUUGGUUUGUUACUUUAACUGAAUAUCAUUGAAUUAAAUGAUCAAAUAAUCUCAGACUUCCAUUCUUAUUUGGGAAGUUUGUGCAAUUGUAUGGACCUUUGACUUGGCCUAUUUUUAAAUAUAUAUCCAGAAUUAAGAAGCUGCCAAAGACACAACAUUUUAAUAUGAUUGUCCCACUAUCACUUGAUCAAUUCAUGUGCAGCAUUAGACAGUUUUUGUUGAAAGGAACUUGCCAGUGCUGUCAUGUAGACACUAUUCAGUCAACUUUAGGUUAAUUGCAAAUCAUUCAGAUGAAUUAUUUAUCAGUUUAGAUUUUUUUCUAAAGAAAAUAUGGUGAAAGAUUAUGUGCAGAGCUGAUAUUCAUGCAAAUAUGAACUGGUCUGUGGAUCUCCUAUGUGUAUUUUCUCACAUAGUUAUAGCAGGUAUGUGUUUGCCUCCAUUGGAGAAUGGUACCCAAAGUGGAAAGACUAAACUGUGCAUUAAUUUAGAGCUUGGAGGGAGCUUAAAUGAGAAAGUCUUUGACAGUUUGAGUUUUAAUUUAAUAUAGUUUGUUGUUUUCAAAAAAGUUAUCAUCAUGCACACAGUGAUUUAUAUUGACAGCAACACAAAGGUUUCCUGAUAUCAUGCAGUUUACUGACAGAUCCUCUUUUACUACUUAAGAAGUUCUGAUUAUAUAACUCUGAAUACUUCUUCUGUGAUGUAAAAGAGGAGACGAACUGCAACUACCACCUACCUACCGUUAUCAUUCCCGAAUCAACUGGUUAUCUUUAAGAACAAGAGAGAGACAAGCUCAUAAGUGAUAAUGCACUUGAAUAUCAUGAUUUGAACAUCUAAAGCAUAACCCAGUGCACUGUUUCUGAUUCACAAACCAAUUUAAACAUAUCCAAAACAAGUUCCUGGCUAAGAUAACAGUGCGUUUUAGAUUGUAAUGUGUAUGGGAUGACAGGUACUUUUUUAUCAAAAAAUUACUGUAAUUUGUAAAGUGUCAAAACUACAACAUGUCAUUGCAAUUGUGUAUCGCUCAUCAGCUGACCUGGUCUCUAUUAUUGGCAUCAGCCAUCAAAGAAAUGAUAUUGAUCCUUUAGAAAUGAUACUUAUAUGUUUUUAUGGUCUGAAAUCAGCUGAGGACAUGUCACACGUCAACUUUAUCUUUGUUUCAAUGUUUCCUGUGAACCGAUAAAGAUUUAUCUUGAAAAGUUAGUCCGUCUUCAAACUUGAAUAUUACAUGAUCCUUCUUUUUUCCAAUCUUUGAAUAUUUAUUUGUGGAAAAUUGUCAAAAAAUCCAAAGUAGAAACCAUCAUUUGGAAAAUACUGGGCUUUUUCUAUAGGCACUGGUUUGCAGGUGCAAGUCAACCCCCCUAUGUUUGUACUUAAGCAACCAGACAGGAAUUCCCCUCCAACUGCAUAAUGUAUGCAUAAUUUCACAACAGAUAAAGCAUUACCCACAGUAUCUUCAAACUGCAGCUCGCACGGCUGUCUCUCUGCCAGUUCUGUUUUCUCUCUCUAGCAGGAGUGAAGUGCUGAGUACUGCUCGGUUUUCAAUAUCAGAAAAGAUAAAUAAACAUUCUCCUAGGACUUCAACAGCAAGAAGGCUUUUCUCAGGUGAAAUGCUUGGAAACAAAGUCAUAGUGAGUGGGAGGAAAGAAAUAGAUGCUUUGAGUAGAAAGAAAAGGCUUUACUAUCAUUGAGAAAAGAAGUGUUGGAAGGAGCAGCUGUCUUUUCUCACCCCUACUCGAGUUAGAGAUGAAGUCUUGGUGAGUAUUAUUUGGUAUUUGAUGGUAAGUGUUAAUGUACUGACUAAAGGCUGUGUUGUGAGGCCAACUUUCACUACAGGAUAGGCGCUGCUUCAAGUGAGAUUUGUUUGCUGCUUGCUUUAUUGAUUAAACCUCAGUUUUUAUGACGUACAGAAAAUGAAAAACCUGUUUGUCUUACUCAAAUUUAGAUCUACCGUAAUCGUACCUUUUGCAUCUUCAUCAGGAAUGCACUGAUUGGUUGAACAUCUUUUGCCAUUAGCAAAUAAUGGCAAUGUCUCGAUCCAUUUGAGAUACUUCAUUAAUAUACUCACCAAAGAAAACAGCUUGACUUCUAAGGAUGUACAAAAUAAGGCCCAAAACUCCUGUGACACCCUUCAAGAUUUGGUUGACUGGCUGCUUCCUCACAACCAAUUACUAUACCGCAAAUUGAAAAGCCUAAUGCUUGUCCAGGCUGAGUUUCAGGCUGACAGAAAGAACCAAAGGGGCGAGAAGAGAAGAAAGAGGCAGUUCAUCAAGAUUGUCUUCCUUUUUUGCAUUUUUAUUUGAAUGGGAGAUGUCUACUGCACCAAGCUUUUGCUUUAUUCUACAGCAACCUGCUGAACGGCACUUACACUUGAAUAUUCAAACAAGCAAGGACACCUAUGUGCACACACACAGUCAUACAUAGUUAACCAGUAGACUUUACAUCCUCCCUCUUGAUGACUCCUCUCUCUCUCUUUGACCUGUCAAGAUCCGCUUUCUAUUACUUGUUGUAACCCUCCUGGCUCCUCUACAGCACAUCAUAUGGUGCCAAUGACUAAUAUUAAUAAUACAUGUUUAGCCUCUCAUAUGUAGGCUAAAGUGCUGCAAGGCCCCCUGUCUUAUUUGCCAAGCAGGGCAGAACCCAAAGGCAGGAAAUAAGAGGCAGGAAACAGUCACCUGUUACAUAAUGAAAACAAAAACAAAACUCGUCUAUGUUUGAGUCAGAGCUGUGAGUCUAGAUGCAGUGCAUGUCUUGAAUCAUAAAUUAAGUGCCGGUAUGAUUACAUGUCCUGAGUUCAGGUGACAACAACAGGUGGUGUAACGCUGUGUGAUCAUGCCCUCUGGGGAAAACAACGACCCAUGCCUGAGGUUGUGAAUGAGCCUAGCCAAGGUCUCCUCGUGGCAGAUGGGAGGGUCCUGGGGCGGCAUCCCCCCUGGCUCUGGUCCCGGAUCUAUUUCAGGGUUACUGGUUCAUUUUAUGCUGUGCUGUGUUCUUAGGGCAGGCAUGAAAAGGAGAGGUGAACUGUUUGUCUGUUAAACCUUACAGUAGCAUGAAGGAUGAUUUCUCUUUGAGAUUAUUUUAAUUACUUCAGAGUUGAAAAGGAAGCAGACAGGAGUGAAACCUUGGGUAUAAUGGCAGACUUAAACUAUGCUUUAAUUUCAAGGAGGACUACACAAUGGUGCUCAAGGCUGCGUGUCUUAAUAUGCUGUUUAUCCUUGUUUCAUUUUUUGCUCAUCGCUGUGACCUUACAACUCUAAAGAAGAAUGAAUCUGCUUCACUUUGAUAAAACUGGCUCCUCAUCAGCUGUAAACAGAGUUUGUUUUGAUUUGUACACGAGAAAUUCGAUGUAUUAGACUUCCACAAGAAGCCAAAAUACUUAUAUCUGUCAGCUUGGAUUAUUUUGUAAAAUUUAUAUUAGCGUUCAACUGAUAUGGGUUUUUGAGAAGCCGAUACCAAUGCUGAUAUAUGGCCGAUAUACCAGUAUUCCAUUUUUGCACUUAAUAAAUAAUAAAAAUUCAAUUACAUUCAUUUUUCUAUGAACAUUAAAAUCUAAUAUCCAUGGUUAUCUUGGCCAGUAACAUGUUUUAGAUGGAGCUUUGAAUCAAUGAAUGGAAUAAAAACUAAUCAUUAGGCUGUGCUACAAAAGUCAGUACAUGGUGUACUUAUGCUGUAGACAGUAUUAAACUCCAGUAUUCUAUAAAUUAUAACAGAAUCAAACACUUGUCAGUAACUCAUAGAUUUGAUCUGCUGCCAUUUAAAAUGUUUAUUAUUCAAAUAAAGGAGUUUAUGUUUCUCAGCAGCUGUUUUGUGGCUGCCUGCAGUGUCUGCAGACACGAUUUCAUAUUUUUUAUUGGCCUCAUGAGCCCAGAUAUCAGCCGAUUGUUUCAAAAUGCCUUUUAUCGGCCUGACCGAUUAAUCAGUCUAACUCUACUUUUGGUGUGACAACCAUAAUCUCAUCUGAAAACAACUUGGUUACCUGAGCUUGCAUAUUGGUGGAUACUGAUUAUCAACCCAAUCUCAGUUGGAUUAAACAGAAACAUAUUAGCCUGACAUACUAUACUCACUGUACAUGUUGGUUUUAAAUGUCUGAUAGUAUUGCUGACAUUUCCUUUGCUCUGUCAAACAAUACUCCUUUGUUUUAUUGCGGCUGACCAUUGUCACCUGAUGUCUGGUACUCUGUGUGCAUGUUUCUGUUUUGUAGCUGCAAAGACCUUAUUGAUUUAUAGUUACACUAUGGUGCAUCAUCAGAACUUGACUUAAUCAAUACUACCUUUCAGGUUGUAUCCAAGCAGCACACCUCAGUUUUGAAAAAUGUUGCAGAGAUGAAGUUAAUAGAAGUUCUUUGUGCGUCUACUUGAGGCUGAAAGCAAAAAUUGUGUACAUAAAAAAAAAAUUACAUAUUGGUUGCACUAAAUUCAGAUUUUUUUAAUGGGUUCAGAACCAUCUCCUGCAGCCAUGUUGGAAUUGGAAAGGGGAGAGAGAGAGAUGGAUAGAAACCAACAACAGCAAUGACAACUCAUGCUGACUUAAGAUGACGGUUUCAAGACUGAUCUAUUGGCAGCCAGAGUCAUCAGGUUCACAUUAGGAUUCAUGACCUGAAAUAGUUAUCCAUCAGCUUUUGAAAGAAAUGAACCUGGAACAGCUUUAACCAUCUCAAGGUACCAGUAAUUGUGGUCAUUUAUCAGCCGGAGAACUGUGGCCUGCUUAAUCUUUUUCAGUGUGAGGGUUUACUCUCUGUGUCUUACUCACAUCUUUUGAAUUACACUUUUGGGCUUUCAGACCAGUUAAAACUUAAAAGGUGAUUGUAUGUGGCACCACCAAUUGUCUCGUUUGUUGGCUUAACUGCUGCAGGGAGAGUUGCUGGCAGUGAUUUACUUGUGAGAUCAUUCUUUACAAAAACAAGAAGACAAGGAGUCUUGAACUAAGACAUUAUACUUAUUAAGACUUUCAACACUUUUACUCUACUGCCUCCCCUUUACCCGACAGUUCAAUAAGUUUAAGAUGUAUUGUGUGUGAUAAAACUCUACGACAGUGAAAGGGAGUCUUGUCGAUGGUGUGAACCUGCAUCUGAAACUGUUUUCCUCAGUAUCUCCUCCGGUACAACCAACUGCAGUGUUAGACUCUGUUUUCAUUCACAGCUGCACUUCAUAUGUGUGACCACCUCUUUCUGUGCAUGGACCUCGGUGUGUAUUGUGAGAGUGUUUUCGAUCACUGUGCUGGUCAUGGCGGGGCUCAGAAGUGAUGCCCGCCUGGCACGCUGUCACAGACUGGACUGGACUGAGGCUGUGUGCUGCAGUGACAAAAGCACAUUCAGGCCAGGACAAUAGGGAGCUGACAGCCUGGGCUGUGAUUAUCACCCUGCGUGUCUCUCUCUAUCUGUCUCUCUGCCUCCUGUCUAUUGUGCUACUGUCUCACUAUUUGCCUCACUCUGUCUCAGUCAUUGGGGGAUCAAGCGCAUGUUCUUUAAGCAGCCUGUUUAUAGCUUUAAAAGAGGAGCUCUGGGCAGUGUCUGAGCUUUUUUAGUCAUUAAAUACAGGCUGUAAUUCUGCCAUCAAGUUGGUGAUGAUGUGAUUGUUAGUUGCUGUGUGUCAUCUUAAAAUGUAGGCUCUGGUUGUAGUGAUUUUGUUGAUGCAUCUGGCUUUGUGGGCUGUGCUGACAAUUAGGGGAUGCUGAAUCUGUUGUUGAUGAUUGUAGCAGAGCAAUUAUCUUGUCUUUAUUAUAGACACACAAUGACUCACCAUCAGGAUACUGUUUCUCCUCUGAGAUCAGGGUCUGAUGCAGACAGCUGACGUGUUCUGUAAUUCAGGUCUGUACAUAUCUUUACUGAAUGACUUGUCACAUUAUUUUUGUGGUGAAUGAAUCGAUGAAUCUGUCGGUUUGUAAGAUCUGAAAUAGGGCUGGGCGAUAUGGCCUCAAAUCAAUAUCACGAUAUAUUGAGCAGUUCACCUGGAUAACGAUAAAUGGACGAUAACUACUCCACAAGCUGCUCACCACCUCCCACAUUAACUUUGUCUACUUUAGCCACCGCUUCAGCCGCUCCAACUUUUAAACCGUCCUCCAUCUCCUCACCUGUCUCCCCUUUUUUGUUAUGGACUGGAUGGGGUGGAGUCACGUCUCCGUUGUAGGACAGUGUCUUAAAGGGACAUGAGACCAUAGCCUACCUACACACAUCCAAAAACAACUUUUAUUUAUUUCUUCACAUCCACUUUUACAAUAAUAAUUCAACAGCCAGUAGUACAAUUCAUUUUACAAGAGGUUUUAGUAAACAAUCACCUUUUGUUUUUCUUUUCUUUAUAUAUAUAUAUUUACACAUGUGUAAAUGAAUAAAUCAGACAACCAAAAUUUUAGAAAAUUUAAGAAAGAGGGAAAAACAAAAAAACCAAGACAAAAACAACAACAACCAUAAAAAAACAUCGAACAAACCAAGAGGACGAAAGAAAAACAAACAAACAAAAAUAACAAAAAGAAACAAAAGACAAUACCAAUCAUGGAUUAUAAAUUUCCUUUACAUAAAGAUCCUUCACCAAUUCAUCAGCACAUGCAUAUCUUCAUCAUUUACCUCUGGAUAUCAUUUAUGAUCUCGCUCAGUACCAAAAACAAACAAACAGACAGAACACUUUAUAGGUUAUCAUUCCACUUGUUCUCCACCACCUCCAUUAAUGGUUGCCAUCUUUCCAUAUUUAUUUAUUUAUUUGACACUGAAUAUAUCGAUAUGGGCAAAAUGAUGUUGGUUAUUGUCGUAAAUUUCGGUGUUGAUAAAUUUUUGGUUUAUUGCCCAGCCCUAAUCUGAAAACAAAGAAAGGUCUUUGUGUGCAAGAAAAGAAAAGACAAAAAUUUUAACUUUAUAGUUAAAACAAACAAAAGUAACAAACUAUUAAACCCAAACCAGGACAUGCUUUAAUUUUCGCACUUUGUACAAUUUGAGUGAUCAGCUGGUCCCAGAGUUCUCCAGAUUGAUAAUGAUGACUCCUUAGCUUCCUGUAAGAUGGUUGAAAGCUCUGCACCAGUAAAGCGUGCACUCCUUAGAGAUAAACUGUAGCUUCUAAUGGAGCCUGACCGAUCCUAACAACCUGAAUGUUUUCUAUGUUACUGAACGUAACUGUACUUCCACAGUCUUGCUCGCUCUAACAGAGCACAGCCAUGAGUCAUCACUUGCUGGUUGGCCGAGCAGAGGUGCAGACUGGCAAUGGUGGUGGUAAAGGGGAAAUUAGGCCUGACACAGACUGAUCGUCCUUCCACGCCGCUCCAGCAAAUCAGGUUUAAAACUAAUACUGAGGGACAGAUGAGUGAAUCUGCAGUGCAGUAGACUUCCAGCUGCUCUUUAAAGUCACUCUGUUUGUCCUCAUCCUACCUCUCUAACUGACUGUCACAUUCAUUCACACUGUCAAAGGGAGAAUGUUUAAAAGUGCAACAAGUGAUUAUUUUAAUUUCGCACUUAAUGAUAAUUUCUCAUGAUAGUCUCUGAGGGCUUUUAAUGAUGUCUUUAAGUAUUCUUGUUUACAUACAGACUUUUGAGAUGAUAUAAACAGGAUGAUUUUUUUUUUUUUUUUUAGCUCUAAUUACAAAUAAUCUCUGAACUGCAGCUAAGCUCUCAGUCAGUAUGUGAGUCAGUCUCCUGCUGCAUGUUUCAGUGAACACCUAUUCAUCUUAUUUAUGCCUCAGCCGCUGUGUCACUUCACCAAUGUCUCCUUUUGACAGCUUGCCCUUCACCGGUUUGGAGGUGUGUUUAUGUUUACCAAUCGAACUCAUCAACAUGUCUGGUUUUGUUUGUCGUCUUCGAUUCACCUCCUCCUCUGUAUUUCACCUUUAUCUGUUACCUUCCCCCUUUUUUUCUAUUCCUCCAUCAUUUUCCAUUUCCCACCUGCUUUGCUCCCUGAGCUCGUGACAAAUGUGCCUGUUCAGAGGUUAGCGAAGCAUCUUUAUUCCACAUUCGGCUAUGUCAUUUCAUUUAACCCAAAUCAAUUUUGAUUUUUUGCUGUUUGAGCCAGAGCAGGAGGCUGUUUUCAGGCAAUUUCACCGAAGGUGUUCGUAGCGACACAGGGAGUAAUUUCUGUCCAACCUUUCAUAUCUCUCCUGUCACCCAGAGGAGGGAGAGAGCAGGCAGAGGUGGCGAGGAGGCAGGAGUUUGUGUUGACCUCCCCUCCCUUCAUCGCCCUCAGAGAGAUACCAGCCAGCAGAUCUCUGUGUCUGUCUCUGUCUUGCAACAAGACAUAAAAAAGAAAUAAAAACAGAAAUGCUUAGUAUGGGCGGAGGGGAUCAACCAUUUAUUUCCUGCAGGAUUAAAUGGGCUGUGAAAAGAUUUUCUCUGAGUCUAUGAGACUUUCCUCCACUCCUCCCCUCCUUCUGCUUUUAUUUGGGUGUAAUUUUUCAAUGCAGCCAUCUGUGUGUUGUCAGACUGGGUGAGGGUGGCGGAGAGCAGGAGUGGAGGUUAGUGUGUCUCCAUUGUUGAGAAUGAUUGAACUCCUGAGCUUACCUGAUGUCUGUCUGUUGAAGAUAUUAUGUUUUUCUUUGUUUACUCUUUAAUCUGGGUGGUUGUGCUGCUGCUCGUCAUUCAGGCAUGAUUGACUGGAAACAAAAUCAUAAACGCAUGGAUGAUAGACAUUUCCAUUUUUAUCAGUUUUGCAGUAAAUGAGUCCAAACUAGUGGUUGGAUGUGGGAUGUGAAGAAGACCAAGGUUACAUGAACACAGUGGAAGUCAGUGGAGAGAUGUAAGAAUAGGAGAGAUUCAGGACUGACAGCUGGCUUCAGUUGAUAACUGCUGCAUUAUGAUCCAACUGGAAGCAGUAAAAGUGAUUGACACACAUGUGCAAAGGGAAUUACAACAGUCAAAAACGAUAGAAAAUAAAAGUAAAUGAAGCUCUUGAUCUGAUGUUAGCAGUUCUUCUAAGCUGCAGGAAAAGAAUUGAACAACUUUGGUAAAGUGAUGAUUGAAAGUCAUUUGUUGGUCAAACUUCAUACUCGGAAUGGGUGAUAUUGGCAAAAAAAUUUAUCAUGAUAAGUUUUGCCAUUCUGCCGAUAACGAUAAAAGUCCAGAUAAAAAAUAUUAAAAUUCCAAUCUGUGUUUUUGACUCAUUCUGUAUUGAGGACACCAGUUGGCGUAGGCAAAUAAGAUACUUAACUACAAGUUUAAGUGGUAGGUUUUAGAGAUUCUUAUUCUGAUCUGUUUGAGCUAUGGCUGCAAGUCCGUCACUCGUCUUACAUAAUCCACUUGCAUUUAUCACGUUUAUCGUGAGAUGGCAAAUAUUUAUUGUGGAGGAAUUUUCUGACGAUAAAUCAUGAACGAUAAUUUAUCAUCCCAUCCCUUCUUCAUACCAACUUUUUUGACAGUGGAUUUGAUGUUAAGUGGUGAGUGGCCAGUAAACUGUUGAAUAGCAGUGGUGAGGGUGUCUUGUCCUGUUGACAAUAUUUCAGUUUUGUCAGGGUUUAGAUGAUAGGAGUUUGGUGACAUCCGCUCAUCAACAGCAGCAAGACAAUAAUAGAGAGAGGACUGUUGAUUCAUGUUGUUUAGAGAGCACGGAGGCAGGAAAUAAAAACUGAGGGUGAUUUUCUGGUCAGGAUGCCGAGUACUGAAAAUGCUGAACUGCUUUGGUUCUUUAAAGAGAAAUAAAACAUAAUUGUGUAGACACAGGCCAUGAAUCUUAACUUUACCGUGAAGGCAUUUUACAUUCAGUGACUUUUUAAGAUGUAUCGUAUCGUGAGUUUCUUUGCUUUUCCCAUUCUUGUUUCAAACCGCAGAAUUUACACAAAAUCUGGGUUUUGAUAUUAAAUAUUAAACCUUUCUUUACAUUAUUGGUACAUUGUUUAGCCUCUGUGGUUUAGACUGAAAUAUCCCAACAAAUAUCAGCUGGAAACAUUUGUUUAAUCCAGAAGAUGAACCCCACUGACCUUUGUGAUCCUUUAACUUCCUGUCCUCCAGUACCGACAUGAAGUUGAUAUUUAUGAUUAACUUUUAAAAAUCCUAUUUAGCUGGGUAUGAACCCUGAACACACUUUGGUGGUAGUUCUGAUAAUCAUACAUCCAUGCAUGUUAGCCUGCUGGUGUUUAAGUCUCUGUUGUGUCUGAACUUUACUGUUGUUGGCUCGUAGUCUUCUUUUCUCUCUCUACUCUUUGAAUAAUGAGGAACAAGUUGAGAUUUUGAAAGAUGUACAAGACUGAAGAAGACCUUAAAGUUGUACCUUUUUUUGCUCAUAGUCCUAUCUAAGAGUACCCAGAGCUAUUCUCUUUUUUGACCCUAGUUUUGAUCUCAAAAAGCUCGCCGGAUUUUUACCACAAUUUUUCUGUUACCAAAACUUGGACAUUGUCUUAUUAAAACACAAAACAAGCCAUCAAACAAGGAGGAGUGGUCCCAUUUCAACCUGUAUUAACUAAAUAAUUGUGCUUUAACAUUUCUUAAACAUCUUUUGUCCUUUUCUUAAACUCUCUGGACAUUUCCUGUAAGCUACAAAGUAUUUAUUUGAAAAGAAACAGAAUCUGAUUUGAUUUGACAGCUUAUACCUAAAACCUAUUUUAACCUCAUAUUUCUUUUAUCUAUACUGUGAGUUGUUUCUCCUGUAUCUUUGUGUAUUUAUUUAUUUAUUUUAAGUGACAUUUCCUGAUAUCUGCUGCUGAUCUUCAACAGUAUGAACAUGGAGACACACACAGCAAGACCAAAAUCUGUGGGGCAUUAAUUACUGAAUAAAAGAUGAUCUUGAGCAUGAGGAAUCAAGGUCAAAGCGUGUCCCACUUCUUCUCUGCUUGUUUGCCUCAGAGCUGAUAUCAGCUGAGCGUUCAGCAGGAAGCAGAUGGAGAGUGCUGGGUGUCUAUACAUCCCACCAUGGCUGCCCUCCACAUGGGGUCCCAGUACACACCUCUCUCUCUGUCUUAGUGCCUCUUGAUCAUGCUGCUUUAAAACUGUGAGGAUGAAAACAGAAGAUGGUUGAUUAUCUUCUGCAGGGUGUAAUCUGCUGCAUGAGGCUGUCAUACAAAGUAUUUGUAUCAUUUCCUCUCUGUUCCUGAUGUCUGCUAUACUGAAAACCAUCUGGUUUAGUCAAGAUCUCCCCCCUGCAUGGGAAUCUGCUGUUAAACUCUGCCUAACCAGCAUUUAUUGGAGGUGGGCUGAUGACCUUGAAAAUUUCACCUCAGCAGUUACUGUCUUUAAAUUUUCUCUGAGCUGUUUUUCGUUCUAGGCUAACGUUUUCUCCAGAUGGGAUCUAAAUAGAUGUGACGUAAAUAUAAUGAUACAUAUUAGCUAGAUGCUAAAUUCAAUUUUUCUUGUAUAAAGCUUUUUCCUUCUCUUAGUGGUGAAAUAGUAUAUUACAACAGACUUUAUGUUAAGUUCAUGAUGACAAGAAAGUGUUGUGCAGAUUUGAAAAGUGAUACCAGAGCCUGUGUUGGCAGGCAGCAGAAAGGAACCAAACUGGUCACUUUGGACUGCUGUAAAACUUUAAUUAUGAAGCUUGAUGUUCCCUUAAAAAGUUAAGUGAGUUAUUAUGAAAAUUUAAAAACUAGAACUCAGGCUUAAGUUUCCUUUUCACCAUGAAAAGCAGACGAAACAGUCUCCUUUAUCAACUCACUAAUCCCUGUCAUGAAACAUCUCUUUCCGCUAGGGCUGGGUGAUAUGGCCUCAAAUCAAUAUCACAACAUAUUGAGCAGUUCACCUCGAUAAUGAUAAAUGGACAAUAACUACUCCACAAGCUGCUCACCCCCUCCCACAUUAACUUUGUCUACUUCAGCUGCUGCUCCAGCCGCUACAACUUUUGAACCGUCCUCCAUCUCCUCACCUGUCUUUCCCUCUUUGUUACGGACUGGAUGGGGUGGAGUCACGUCUCUAACGUAGGACAGCGUCUUAAAAGGACAUGAGACCAUAGCCUACCUACACACAUCCAAAACCAACUUUAUUUAUUUUAACAUCGAAUAUAUUGCCAUGGGCAAAAUGAUGUUGGUUUAUUGUUGUAAUUUUCGGUAUCGGUAAAUUUUCGGUUUAUGGCCCAGCCCUAGUUUCAGGUUACCAUUUUCCCUAGUUGGGAUCUAAAUUGAUCUGAUGUGAAUAAUAUGAUACAUAUAAUGAACAACUCUGUUGGUCACAAAUAAAAGCACCUUCUGUUGCACUCCAGGUUGUUCAUUGUCUUUGAUUCUCUAAUUAUAGAUGCCGGCUGGACAUUCGUUGAUGUGUUGUUGUUGGGGUGUGUGGCAACAUCUGGUAAAACUGUGUGAAGUGCAAAUAUAGCUCUUAGCGUGGUUCUGUGUUUGUAUCUGGUAGCUUUCCUUUGCCUCGUAAAUAUAACACAUUUUAAGUCUUAAAAUUUUAAAGAUAAUUAAAACUGUGAUCAAUCAUGAUCACAUUGUUGAACCGACUGAAAGCACCAUAUUUUAGAGAUUUGGUCUCUCCGCAUCCUUCAGCGUUCUCACUUUCCUCUGUGCUGGACUAACCUGCUCUACUGAACAGAAUGCUGUCUGCAGGGGCCUGGCUGUCCCACUGCUGAGCCAAUUAACUAGGUGUGAGGGGUGUGUGUAUGUGUGUGCUGUGUUUCUCUGUGUGUGUGUUGCUCCUGCUGGAUGCCAGGUCAGCAGGCCUGAGCAGAGCCUGUGCCAAUAAAAGGGGAGGCCUGUCGUUAGUAUAUACACACACACACACACACACACACAUAUAAACACACCGCACUCUGUAUGAGGGCAGCCCUGGGGAAACACUUUGGCAUUAUAGACUCAUUUGGAAAGGGCAGGAUCAAAUUUGACUGCUUUUCCAAGUGUUAGUGUGAGUUGGGGGUCAGAAGGUGUAUGUUAAACUGCCUUCAUGACAAUCUUAACUUCAAAAGUUAAGGAGACGUGUUUCCAUCCUGCAUUAGUCAUUUCAUCUUUGAUUUGUACAUAAUGUGAGUCCCAAACUGCUGCAAAGUCAUAUUCAGAUGGUGAAGAGUUUAGUGUUUGAUUUGGAUUUCAGUGCAGGAUGACAUAUUUUGUUUCUCAUUAGUGUUUCCACUUCUUUCCAUUGUUCAUAUUGGAGGGUAAACAGACAAAAGAUACUGCUUUGUAGUACGAGUUAUUGUAUUCAUCUCACAGAUCAAACUAAAUAAAUAACUGGUUACAAAUGAAGCUUGUCAACAGCAGCAUGGGACCAAAGACUGCUCAGCCAAUCAGAGCCAAGAAUCCCAACUUCCUCUCUCACAAGCUCCGAUCAUCUCCUUCGUGGCCUCCUGUUGUAGCUCGACUCGUUCCCUCUAUCGAUUUAUCUCCCCCUGCUGUCCUCCCCCACCUCUCUUGUCACCCCUCCUCCUCCUCCUCCUCCGUGUUUCCUUCCUCUGCUCCCUCCAUCCUCUCGGUUUAUCCUUUGAAGUCAUUUGUUAAGCUCUACUUUGUUCUCCCUCAGGAGCUCCUCGUCCUACACUGAAGGUGUCUCAGGAGGAGCAGUUUUAAAGGCAGGACUUUCUGAAGGCUUGUUUAUGUGCAGUUUGCCAGACUUCAAUCCUGCAGUUUAUUGUCAGAGGGCGAAGAGAAGACUGAGCAUUUUACAGAUUGUAACAAGGAGCCCAAGGGCGACUCACUUAAACUGUGAUGUGAAUAAAGAAAAAUAGGUCAGACAGUUUGAAGAAAGAAUCUCACCUUCCUCUCUGAUGCAGUCUUCUUCUUCUCCUCUCUUUUUUUUCUUGACAGAUCGCUGUGAACCUCUGAGUGAAGAUGGCCGUCUUUCAGAACAACUUCUGGGUGAGUGUCUUGAUGACGACAGUAAACGCACCAACAUAUGACAGAGGUUUCACAAAGGAACACCUGCAUUUGAUGGCUCCUUCUUUCAGGCUUUCGUACGUCAAGCUUUAACUGCCACAUAUUACCGCUUCUCGUAAUUAUAGCCAUAAGUUAUGAGUCACUAAGGUUUCAUUUAUAUUCCCAGCUUGAAAAGCCAAUUUCCUGGUUACCUGCAGCUUGCCAGGUACUUGCAGGAAUUGCUUGUUGUCUCGCCCCUCACCUCACUUGCAAAUGAAAGAGAUCAAUUUUGCAUUCAGCAGUCUUUUUUUUUUUCUUGCCGCCACCCGGAAACCAAUCUCAUUCAGCUUAUUCUUGUAUGGAGAGAUUUCCCCCCGCAGUGUUACUGAAUGAAAAGGGCUGUUUUCUCAAGCAAUUUGACAUAUGUAUAACUCGGUAUCACAGUCUCAGGACAUAUGCCACAAGAUUCUUGAAGCUGAAGUUCUUUCACUGACUGGCGUUGAUGUGCAUGUUUAGCUCCUAUUUAAUAAUGAAAAUAACAUUCACUGCUGUUAACUGUUGCUGGGCAACAUGAGCUCAGAUAAUUGGAAAGAUUUCAUGAACAUUUGACCUCAAUUACAGUAGUGAGGGCUUGUUUUGUUUUUGAUUGAAAAUAAUUGAAGGAAACACUCUGAUGAGCUCUUAUUCAGAGAUGUGAUUAAAUUAGAUAAAAGAGCAGGGAAAUCCUCCCCCAACACAUGCAUGGUGUCAUUAUCUGUUUCGGCAGUAUUUUAAGAUGAUAAGACGGAGUUUCAGUAGUCAAAAGCUGCAAACAGCUCAUCCAUGCAGAGUAAGGUUAAUGCACUCAAGUAUGACAUGGCUGUAAUUUUUAUUUCAUGCAUCAUAAAGAAAGGAAAAAAAAUCUUGUUCAUAACUCAGACCAUGAUUAAUUUCUGUAACACAAAACAUCAUGCAGUGCAGUCAUGCAGAAAGAGGGGAUUUUUCUCUCUCUUAUCAAUGGGAUCUUGAAUUUGAUGAAGUGGGAGGUUGCAAGAAAGUUUCAGCAAUGUGGGCCAUGCCUAACCAUGAUGCAUCUUCACGAAACGCACAGACAUACAAAGAAAAAGCAUAAACGACUUGAUUAUACAGUUAAUUUUAUAAAUGUAUAUAAAGCCUCAAAGUUCUGGGCUUAGAUGGUAUCCAGGGUAUUUACAGCCUUUUUUUAUGAAGACAAACAGAAACGAAGUGCUGAUCCAAACUGGAUCAGACUGUUUUAGCUGAGCUGUUAGCUGGCAGCUAAUGUUGUGUCGUAUAUAUUGAAGUGCAUCAGAGCCUGUAAAUAAACACAAACAGCUGUCAUAGCUCACAACUGCCCAUUUAGAAAUAUCAGACUUGGCCAAGACUCUGUUGGUAAGAGACUCUGAAUGUCAGCUUUUCUUAGUUUUCAAUAAAAUGUACAGCCCUACUCUUAACAAUGUGCACAGGUGCAGUUAAGGCUGGGUGAUAUGGGAAAAAGUUUAUCACAAUAUAUAUUUUUUUAUAUCAUUCGAUAUCGAUAUAGAUCACAAUAUAAAAAAAUCACUUGCCAAUCUUAAAUGUUCCCUGUUACUUUUACAUUUAACAUGUACUUGACAAAAUUUGCAGUGCACACUACUCUGCUUCUUGUCCGACCUCAAAAACCAAAACACCUCCACACCACUGACAUUCUUGUGCCAGUGUUGCAGACGAUGUUUUCAUCUGCAUUUCUGGGGGGGUGUAGCACUCAUUUUCUUUUUUUCUCACUGACAGUGAUGGCGGCUUCACGUGUUAAAGUGCUAUGGUUGCGUGUAGCUGCAGUCUGCUACUAUGCAGUUGUUCGCUACUUGGUUCCAAUUCGGCACAGAGCAAAUCCCCUUUUCAUUGGCUAUUCGUAUAGUCUACUAAAACAUGGCAGAAUGCCGGCUAUCCAAAAGCAUAUUGACCAUGUUUAAUAUCAGUAUCGAGGGAAAUUAAUUUUUGAUAUAUAUCAUUAUCGUUUUAUCGCCCAGCCCUAGGUGCAAUAAUGAGUUCUGAUUCCUGUGAGAUGCAGUUUAAAAAAAGUGUAGACAAGUCAACGUCCUUUAGCUAAUGCAAACCCAAGGAGUUCAGAAUCAUAUCUUAACAAAAAUUAAAUAAAAUAUCUGCAGCUUUAAACUCGACUUCUGAACCGCUUCUGUUUGUUUGCCUUAAAUCACCUCUUUACCUACAAUACAAACACUGAGACACACUCUGUUGGGUUGUGUCUCCACAGCCUGUUUCAUGCUUAAACUCCUGACGUAUCAAGAUCAUUUUAGGGCAUCCAAUGUUUGGUAUUUUUGGCAACUUCCUGUUCAGAUAUGCAUCUCAGUGGGAGAUUUUCUUUGUCAGACAUGGAGUUCAAACUCAGUGUACUCCAGCUCACUUUCAAUGGGAGGGAGUGGUUCUGGGGAGGGCAUGCAGAGGAAGAGGAGGAGAUUUUCAUAAUGGUGGUUGUUCCUGUGUGUACGUCACAAUGUUAGUGUGUGAGGAUGCUUCUACAAUCCAAACACAACAGAAAACACAAUACCUUCAGAGCAUAUCCAGCAAAACUCCGCCCACUCGCUGGCUGUGAAUUUUUCUGACUUUUCAGCCCACCUGCUGAAGUCCAAGUUUUCCUGUCACCUUUUCAGAUCUGUUAUUAUGCCAAACAAAAAAAAUAAUAUAGCAUCCUGUAGGAACCACCACUUACUGCCUUUUCAGUCUUUUCUCAAGAAGUUUGGAGCUGUAAUACAGAACUUUUUAAUGUCUAUAAAAGAACAUUAUUAGUUGAACUGAUUUACUGUUUUAUGUACAUUUCUCUGAGGUCUUGCUCUUUCUCUCUGCUCCCUCUCUGCACACCUGGUACUGCUAUUUCAAGUGUGCCCUACUUCUUUUUAACCUUGCCUUGUCAGACUUGAGAAAGACCUCAGUUGUAUUCAAACAGUUGAACUAAAAGAAAUAAGGGGCAAAAUUGAGAUUCAGGACAUAAAAUGAUCAUUUCUAACUGAUGGAGCAUUAAAGGUCUCAGAUAAGAAUAUCAAUAUCACCACCUCGAUGAGCCCUUUCUAUCCAGGGCUUUGAUAAAGAGUUUUUGCCCGUGGAUCAGUCUCUGCUCAUUUAUCAAUGUUGGAUAUCUUGUGAUGCAUCAGUAUGAAUUUGAUUUAUGGCAGACUCAGCUCCACUUUCAGUCUUUGAACAGCACACAGUCUGAAAACCAAGUAGGCAAAGGUCACAGAAGGGUUGAAUUUAAUACUUUAUCUAUUUGUAGCUGUGUUUCUGUGCUUAAAGUCAUUAAAUUAUACAGAACCAUUAACCAUUUCCUUUAUAAGCCGGCAGCAGGAGCUCUGAAGCACACUGCUUUAAAAGUUAUAUUAGCCAGGCUGGGAAAGUUUUCUGCUGAGAAGAGAACAGACUCGCUUUUGGACAUUUUGAAGCCUGCCAGGAAAUUGUCCACUUUUAGCAAGAAUUUACCAUUGUUUGAGUCCUGGUUUGGCUCAGCAGUUUUAGUGUGCACCCUGUUUAGAGUGACUGUAGUCUCUCUCUAACAGAAUUUACUGAGGUUCCUGCAAGUAGAAGAAGUUGGUGGAGGAAGAAGCUAUAAACCCUGUUUUUUGGCAUUUCCAGAGAGGGCCUAAAUUAGGUUACCGAGAGUCGGCCAUUGUGUGUAUAUCUUACUGUAUAAGAUUAACACCCGUCAGUAAAGUGAAAAUCUUUAUACACAUAGGCUACUGGAACCUCUUUUCUGUUUCAUGUGGAUUGUAUUUUGAUUGAUACAACUCUAGAGGUGGGACUUGAGUAUCGCAUCAAAUCACAUCAUAUCGUAAUGUAUCGCAUCAUAUCAAAUUGUAUGGUAUCCUAUUGUAUCCCAUCAUAUCGUAUCGUAUGAUAUCAUAUUGUAUUGUAUUGUAUUGUUUCGCAUCAUAUCAUAUUGUAUCGCAUAAUAUCGUAUCGUAUCCCAUUAUAUUGUAUAGCAUCAUAUCGUACCGUAUCGCAUCAUAUCGUAUCAUAUUGUAUCACAUCAUGGUGUAUUGUAUCGUUACGCAUUGUAUCGUUACGUAUUGUAUCGCAUCAUAUCCCAUUAUACUGUGUAGCAUCAUAUCGUAUUGUAUUGUAUUGUAUUGUAUUGUAUCGCAUCAUAUUGUACCGCAUUAUAUUGUAUCGCAUCAUAUCGUAUCAUAUCCUAUUGUACUUUAUCGUAUUGUAUCGUAUCGUAUAGCAUCAUAAAGUAUUGUAUUGUAUAAUAUUGUAUAAUAUUGUAUCGUUUCGUAUCACUUCACCCUUGUGAUUGGAGCAGGGUUCAGUUAGUCAUUGGCCCGUCUGAAGUAACUUUGCUCUAACAAUGGGCUUGGCCACACCUCAUUUUUAUGGACUGCAGUCCAAUGCAUUAACACCAAUGCCCCUCACAGAGCACUGACAAAUGCAUCAGUGCAGAACUGACAAUAACAGCGGCGUUGUGUUGUGCUGUCCUCUUUUGUCUUAAUAACUCCAGCGCUUAAAAAUAAAGCUGAUUAAACGAGAGCAAAGCUUUGUUAUUGAAGGUCAGGCAUUUAAUAGACAGUGGCACUCCAAACUCACACACUAUGCAGAUGUGUUUUCAAGUAGUGAUUGGUAUUUCAAGCUUUGUAGUUCUUGCUGGUAGUUUGUUGGUACUUAAUUUUGUGGCCUCUGAAUGUCUUUUGAUGAUCCAUAGAUGUUGCAGUGUUUUUGCUUGGGGCAAAGUAAGAGACAGGCAGGUCUGUAGGCAGGGAAAAAAGAAAGGAAAGGAGAGCAGUGUGGUGUGGCAGGAAGCAGGCAGACAGGCAGGGAGUCAUGCUGCAGAACUCCAGCCAGACAGGAAGACAAGGUUAGAGGACUGAUCUGCUCCCGUUUCAUCAAAAAGUCACCAAACCUACCUCUGAAAUACAUCUAUAUCCUCUCCAUCAAUGAUAAUAUGUCAGUUAUGAACUUUCAUGUGUGUUUAUGUAUUCAGGACAGCGUCUUCCACCCAGCCUGCUUCCAGACACAAAUAGCUGUGUCGUACAAAUCGUCCCUUCAGUUAAUUAGUAUCACAGCCACUUGGGAACGAGUCACACACAGAGCCCUGUCUUGUUUGGCUCAAGAACAUUCACAGCCGCUCACAAAGCCUCCUCAUUGCACGCUGUCCUUUCCCAUUAACUAUAUAAGAGCUGUGCUCAUGGCCCACAGGGGGAAGCCCAUCAACUAUAAUUAAGUACAUCCUCACUAAAUUAAAGCACUGUUGGGUCUAAGAAGCUGAAUUACUCAAAGGAUUGGGACUGCUUAAUUUUUCUUGGAUCUAGAUUUUCCUUUUUAGGAAGGCUUUUAUCCAACACAGUGUAAUAUCCUUAAGAGAGAUGAGUAAAGCUUUUCUUUUAUAAAUGAUAUAUUUCAUUUGGCUCCAUGACACUUUCUUUUAUAUUAUCCUUUUUCCUUGAGCUGCUUUUGUUCAGAGUGUAUAACCAACCCAGCAAACCAGUGCCAGGGGUCUGGGACUCUUUUCUGGCUCUGACAGCUCCAAGUUUACAGCCAAGUAAUUUUGGGUGUUUGGUUGCCUGGAAGCGUUUGAAAAUGUACCAUCAAAGCAUGGUAUUAACUUAAUGAACAGGGCUGUUAGAGGCUGUUUUAUACUGUCUGACAUAAAAUUUGUUGUUUGUUAAGGGUGUGUCAGGCAGCAACAAACCUGCACUGAAAUGUCAGAGGUGGCGCAUGAACACAUUGUUGUGUUUUCUCAUUGUUCUCUGCUUAAUAGGUGGGUUUAUAUGUAUUUAACUGACUCUUAGUGAAAUCCUCAACAUACACAUCAAACAAAAUCUCUGGGAUUUGCAGUAAUUUGGGAAAACAGGUCACAUUUAGUCACUUAAAUGUAAAUCCCAACAACCCACCUAACAUGUCUAAAGGUAAGACAACGCUCCAAAUUUGAAUGUAUUCAACACGUCUAACAUUAGCAGAGCUAGCACCACCAGCCUCUAGUCCCCUUGGUGGGUUUGGACGUUCACAUGCCUGUGCUAGUUAUGAACUGUUCUGUAUUCAACACAGGCAUGUGACCACUCUGGGCAAGUAGUCACAUGCCUGUUGAGCCUGACACCGCUUGCAUAAAACUUCAUCUCCAUUUUCUGGAUUAAAUACUGCCAAAACCUGCUGCACCACAAGAUGUUAACUUUCCUGUGCACUUGUGAACAUCUGGGUAGAUGAGCAUUGUUGCAUUUGGCGACAGCAUAACCAUUUUUUGAGGCCUACAACAAUUAAAAAUGUCAACAGACUGUUUAGCUGACUGGUAAAACCAUUUCAAAAUGCUGCACAAUAUAUCUUUGAUUUGAUUGGCUGGUCGUACUAUGAGUGCCAAUUGAUAGCUUUUUCCUCUGGCGAGAGCAACAGCUGACCGAUGAAAGCUUAGAAAGUUUGAUACAGAGUGAAGACAUCAUCUCCCAACCUAAAUAAAUCUUUGUUAUUCGAAAAUUUAAAGAGGUAAAGUUUGACGGAAAUAUCAACAGCAAAGGAGAUGUGUAUGUACAGAAACUUGUUCUUUUCUACGCCUAUCCAACAUGAGCUCUGUCAGGUUUAGAAAUAAAAAAAUCAUCCGUUUUAUAGUCUUGUCCUUGUGGGUCAUCAUAAAACACAAGAUUUAUAGUUUGCACAAUGCAAAGAAAUAAAGGCAAGGCAGCUUUAUUUGUACAGCAUAUUUCAUACACUGAGGCAAUUCAAAGUGCGUGACAGAGUCAAAAACAAAUAAACAAAAGUCAAGAAAUAAAACUAUAAAGAGGAGGUGUAUGGUUGAAGGUGACUCAAGUAGAGUUAAAGACAAACAUGGUGGUUUUAAAGUAAAAAUAGAGAAAUAGAAAAGGCCGAAGAAGCAGUCUAAAGAAAGAAUCUGUUUCUUGGCUAAAAGAUGGUCAGAGUCACGGCAGUAAACCUGGUGGACUGUUGUAGCGCUAAUGAUAGACCACUUUAUUGAGCCACAGUGUUGCUCGGGUGCGGUGUUUCACUUUAUCUUUUUGUAGUCGGUAAACAAGGAAUCAGACAAUGUUUUUCUUUUCAACUGAGACACCUCUGGGCCAUUGUGUCUGAACUGCAUCACUGCAGACAGUGGCCUCAUUCUGGUGGGAUUUAAGCAGGGGGAAAUUACCACCACAUAACUGAGCAUGUUCAGAGUCAAUAUUCCCAUCUCUGCUCUCAGUGCAGACUCUGUUUCCUCUUUCUUCAGUGGUGAAUGGACCACGAACAAUCCAAGUCUGCAAGGGGAUUUAAAUGAAGUGUUUCAAAGAAUAGCUGAUAGAAAAGCAAGCUGUUUAAGGUUGUUCGGUGUACAGCAGCAUCAUCUCUUUUUUGAAACAGCUCCUUCUCUGCAGGCAGAUAAAGGAGUGUGCGCUCACAGACACACACACACUCACAAAAACAACAACGCCCAGUGGGUUUUUAUUAUUGCCAGCUUCUCGGUUUAAUGAUGCCAACGCUGCUGCCCUCCCCAUCACUUUGAGUCAUGGUGUUUUCUCUCGGGGUUACAAACAGUAAACAAACAGUGUUGAACCUUUUCUCCUCCCAAGUUUUCCUGUCUCUGUCUACUCUUACCUUCUCCCAUAUAUCCCCAUCCUUGUGUCUGCCUUUUUUCUUCUUACUCUAUUGUUCUUGUGGAUCCUGUCAGUACUAUCAGAUUGACAAAAAGCUGAUGAGUCCAUAGCUAUGUGAGGUAAAAGAUGGAUACCCAAAACAAAAUCAUUUAAUACAAGUAGGGCUGGGUGAUCAACAUUUACUGAUACAGAUAUUUACGACAAUAACCAACGUCAUUUUGCCCAUGUCAAUAUAUUAGGUGUCAAAAAGAUAAAUAAAUAAAAAUUGGUUUUGGAUGUGUGUAGGUAGGCUAUGGUCUCAUGUCCCUUUUAAAGGGAUAUUCCAGCGUAAAAUUAAUUUAGGGUCAAACACACUGUGACACCGAGUUAGACACCCCCUCGAGAGAUGAAUGUUGCCGACCGCUUGCUUCUCUAGUUAAACCAACUUUAGUAAGGUAGGGAUGGGUGAUAUGGAUUUGACGCCAUAUCGCCCAGCCCUACAUACAAUCCUGAUUUUUUCAGCAUUUAAUUGAUUGAAUUGAAGCUUUAAUUUUCUGUAAAUAAAUGUUAUCAUGUGGUGUGGCUAUUUCAUGAACACAGAGUCAUUUAAACUACAUGUAUCACUCAGGAAACAAAUGUGUCCAUCCCUCCUCUUCCUCUGUACAAAGUCUGCAGCAAAAGCACGAUAGACCAGCAGAAGUGAAUCCCACUCAGCAAAUGGGUGUGGAGUCGUCAGUGAUGACAGGCUGCAGCUACCUGCUGCUGAUGUUAUUGACACCUUUCUGUUGUGGGACUGUUGUUCGGCUCAACCUGCUCAGUCAGCAGAAAAAACUUUAGUGAGUCAGCAAAACUCGCAGCAGCACUGACAGACUGUCCAGUCAGCCUACUGGGUGGCUGCUGAUUUACUGUCUGAUGGAUGGGUAGAUUGCUUUCAGCUUUUCUAUACAAGGAGUAACAUUGUGCAGCGAACAGAGUUAGAACCUAUUUAACAUGAACGAUUCUUUUGCAGCACGUCGUAACUGUAGUAAGAGGGAAAGAAAAACCUGAUUUAUGUGCGAUGAGUAUCAAUGCACAAUAUAAUCAGGAUCAUCUCAGCACUGACAGAUAAUAGAUUUAAAAGUUAACUAUCGGUAUUUAAAAACUUCUGCAAUAAUGUCCUUUUGAGAAAACUUUGUACCGUCAUUAAAGUACAAACUAACAUUUUGACACCUCUGGGAGUUUAUAUUUGUACAUGCUUGAUUCAAGUGCAUCCAACUUUAAAGCGUCUUUGUUUGAAGAGCUUCAAAUGAAAUGUGCAAACUUAAAGCUCCUGUGAGGAUUUUUUUUUAUAUUUAUGAAACCGACAAAUUAAUUUCCUUGAUAUUCAAAAGCACCCAAAGACCAACAGCAACAAGACUGAUGAAUUUUAUUUACUAAUCUUUAAUGCCAGGAAACAAUGUGAAGGGGAACAUGUCAGCCAAGCAGCUGAAAAUACAUCUCUGUUUUUACAAUUUUUCUACUUGAUAAAUUCAUAAUAAAUGAGAAGUUUGACUGUCAAAGGUCAGCUGGAUUAGAUUUAGUUCAGUCCACAGAGUGUGCAUGACAAAAGUGGCACAAACUCAAAGUUCCUUACUGGAGCUUUAAGUCUUACAUUAGAUUUUAUACUUUUGUACAAUCACAACAUUUCUGUGAACAUAUGAUGCUGAUAUAUAUAAAGCACACUCGUAUUACUAUAAAUAUUAAGGCUGAAGAUGCACGUUUAAGUAAAUGUCUGUUGUGCUUGCGGCAUUUAGCACAACAAUGACUUGGUAGAAUUGGAAUAUAAUGUUCAUAAAUAUAUUUCAAUGAGAGUAAAUAACCCAAAUAAAAAUCAUUUGUUUUUGUUUACUUCAAAUGAGUCUUUUAUGUUAUCGCAGGAGUGGGUCCACAUACAUGGUGACCUCCAUCUUGCACUGCCGCAUUUCCAUUUUAGCACAGAGCAGACAGUAGUAGCAAAUGCGUUUCUUUUUAGUGAGUGGCUGUGAAAAACGCGCUUCUUUCUAGCUAGAUUAAAAGAAGAGGAGAGUAGUAGUCAUUUGAAUUGAUGCGUGAUAAACUUGACAAAAGGACAACCAUAUUCAUCAUCGAUCAGGAACUUCAUGUUCUCAAAGGUCACUGUUGUUGAGUAAAGAAGCAUUUCAGAGCAGAACCUGACCACAAGGCAUUGCUAAAUAUUCCUAUUUCUACACACUGACUGUACCUUUUAAAAAACAGUCUUAAAGAAGAAUGAACGCCUCUAAAGUUAACAUGCUAACAGUGUUGUGUUCGCAGUAGAACUAUGCUUCUUCAAAAGUACAUAAACAACUUAGAAAUCCUACACUGAACUAUAGAACAGGCUUCUAUGCUCUGUUUCCUCUACGUAAAGGAAAGCAUAGUUCCUCCUUUAUCCAGCUGGUCUUUAGUCUUUUGUUGUGCUCAGCUCUCCUCAGCUCACACUUUCAGUUUCAUAUAACUAAGGAGCUGUAUUACAGAGCAGGAAUGUGCUCAGACACUAGAUCCACUCUCAGACACUCUGUAAAGACAGAUUUCACAAAGAGCCAGAACUCAGACUGCCAAAGAAUGAAGGAUUGUAUUUAAGAGUCUAACCUAAGCAGAGCAUUACUCGACUUUUUGGAUACAAAAGAUGUCGUGACUGGUGUGAAAAAAAACCUCAAACAAAGGAAGAAAGUUUUCGUUUGUGGUUAGGUGAGAGCGCAGACUGAUGCAUGAUACUGAUGACCAAACUCUGACAGAUUAAUAAAUCUCUCUAACUUUUGUGUACCAAGCAAACAGCCAAACAAGUUGCACCAGUUCUCUCGAAUGCCCUUCUUUUGAAUGUCGAGGUGCAGCGGCAGUUUACUCAUUUGGUUCAGAUAUGUCUGAGCUUGUUUCUGCACAUGCGAUCUUCUUUCCGCACGCCUUACAACACCUUUUCUUUGCAGUCACACCUACAGGCCCUCUUGAAAUUUUAAACACAUUUUCAUAACUCCUGUGUAGGUGAAAUCUGUCCUCAGCUGUUUCUAAAUACCACAUAACAAGACUCCUGACUGCUCACUGAGUUUUUCCCUUUCAGAUGUAGGAGGGUUCAUGCUGGUAGUGUAUGAUUGAAAGAGGCGGCUGUCAGUCACUUCGUAUUCGCUGUAGACUUCAGAUGUCAGUGAGAAAAGCAAAAUUUGUAGGUGUAUGUUGGUGUCUCAAGGUGCCUGUUUCACCACCUUUAGGAAUAACAGAUGUUUUUUUUUUCACCUACAAUCUUUUUUGAUCAAAUUUUAAAACAACUUAAAUGUUUUGUUGCUUGGAGCCUUCAGCGCAGAUCCCUUGUUGCCUUCCAGCCUCUCGCUCCGUCUGUUAUUUGUGGUUGACUUCACAUCUGAGAGAUUAAAGGAAACAAUGCAGAUGAAUGUCUUUUAUUUGCUGUUGUGAAGCAGCUGUGAAGCUCACCCUGCAGCCCAGAGUUUAGUUCAUCCCAGGUUUUCUCACCGCCAUUAAUUAGUUUCAUACGGGCCUGAGGGGAAGUCUGAAGACGAGUCCAAUUAGAAUCAAGUGAGACCACUUAGAUGAACCAAACUCUUGUGAGGUGUCAAGCACAACCAGGCACACACCCUCACAUAAAUUAAACAGAAUAAGAUGGAAAGAAGUGACGUCCGCCUUAAACAGAAGACGAUAAAGUUGUCUGAAACCCUGUGAGCUGAAGAUUCAUAAAUCUGGGCUGAGACAUGCGGGCCUUGUUCAGUUUUAAACGUCCCCGCAGUAAAGCUUUUAAAACCUCUGUGUUAUUACAAGAAUAUCCUCUCUUACAUCUUACAGCAGCAGCUCUGAAGCUCUCUGAGCAGCAGUAUAGACAACUUAAUGCUGAGGAUCCAUAAACUGUGCUGUGUUGGACAGAUUUUGCUUUCAGUCGAAAUUAUGAAGCCUGUCGAGUAAGACAGUUGAGUUUUCUUUCCUACACCUUCUUCACUUUUAGACUUUUGUACUAAUUGCCUGUAGAUAAAACCGUAUAAUCAAAAUCUCUAUAAAAAUGUCAUGUCCAAUAAAAUGUUUCUGUUCUGUUUAAUAGACCAAACUGUUUAAUCACACUUUUGACAACGCCUGCUGCUUAGAUGAGGUCUAAUAAACCGAGCAGACGGCCAACAGAUGCCAAAUAAAUCCACUUUAUUUUAAAAUGUUACCCAACUUUACCUCAUUUUUUACAGUUUUUUUUAUUUUUUAUUCUUUCAACAAGAAGAAACAGAACCACAAAUCAGGAAUAAAGCUUUUAGACUAUAAACCGUCUUAAACCCUUUUUACAUUUCUGGUUUUUUAUACUGUUUAAUACUCUGACGCAGGUGUUGUCUGAAACUGUCAGACACGCCACAGAAAUAAACCAGAGCAACAGAGUAGCUCCAGGUAAAAAAGAGGAGUUACUGUAGUCAAAGCCAUCACAGAUUUUCUGUUUUUGACAGAUUUACCUUCAUUUACCAAAACCUGCAGUAUUCAUUUAUUCAUAUUUCUCUCAUAUAUAUUUUAUUCUAAAAAAGUUUGUAAAAUGAUGAUGUGAUCACUGGUUUAUGUUUGUGAUUGGUCAUAUGUUGCUGAAUUUGCUGCAUCCAUGUGAAAGUGCUCACAGUAACUCUUGGUUGGAUUAUCAUGCAGAAUAGAAAACAGGCUGUUUGAGACUGACCUGUUAUCAGAACAUGCCUUGAGUAGGGCUGGGCGAUAUGGCCUCAAAUCAAUAUCACGAUAUAUUGAGCAGUUCACCUCGAUAAUGAUAAAUAGACGAUAACUACUCCACAAGCUGCUCACCCCCUCCCACAUUAACUUUGUCUACUUCAGCUGCCGCUCCGGCCACUACAACUUUUGAACCGUCCUCCGUCUCCUCGCCUGUCUUUCCCUCUUUGACACGGACUGGAUGGGGUGGAGUCACGUCACUGAUGUAGGACAGCAUCUUAAAGGGACAUGAGACCAUAGCCUACCUACACACAUCCAAAACACACUUUCAUUUAUUUAUCUUUUUGACACUGAAAAUACCGAUAUGGGCAAAAUGACGUCGGUAAUUGUUGUAAAUUUCGGUAUCAGUAAAUUUUCGGUUUAUCGCCCAGCCCUACUGACAUGUAUCCUCUGUUUUUUUGACUUGAAACGAAACCUGUUUAACCUCCAGGUUGUUACUAUAUAAUGGAUUUUAAGUUGCUGAUCAAUCUAGAAGCUGUGAAUCGAUUAUAAGUCAUUAUAUACCUUAAGCAACUGCAAUGGGUAAUGUUGGAGGAAUUUGGUGAAUUUUAAGUGGUUAGAUCUGAAUAUUUAAGGGAAGUACUGGAGUAAACCUGGAGUGUCUCCUCCAUUGAAAAGUCCUGAAAGAACUGACCCUUGGCUGAACUCACUUGCUGACCCAGGCUAAUGUGUUUUUUCCUUUAGUGGGACUUGGAUUCGUGUUAUCGGCCCUUUAUGGGUGUAUAGCUUGAACAAUUGAUACACUGCAAAUGUUUUGUGUUUUGUUUUAGUUUUCUUUGAGUGUGAAGCUCAACCCACCUGCUUUUUUAAGUUUAAAUGCCCCUCAGCAGCGAGGUAACGGUGAAAACAAUCUGAGGAAGGAAAAGAGAAACGGGGAUCCCAGCCCUUACACAGUCCGAUGCUGGUGUUUGAUUUACUGAGAUAAAAUGAUAAUUUCCCUGCUGCUAACCAACCCCCUUAACAAAUUUCAGCAGAUCCCCCGCAGCUCUCAGCAGUCUCCAGAAGUCUCAGUCUUCAUGAGAAAGUUGUACAGAUUUUACACCUCCCAUAAACCCCCUCCAUCCCUCUCUUCUCCUCUCCCAUCAUCCCCUCAUUGUGAUGGUAAUGGACUCCAUCGUGCGUGACCAAAACGGUCAACUUAAUUGAUGAAAAAGAGAUCACCAAGAGUGGAGAGAAGGGGGUUUGCAUAAAUCAGACAUGAGGGAUUUUCUUCUCACUGAGGACUUAAAGAACACACCAUGAUGAAACCUGAAGAAGACUGACAGGAGGUUUCAUGUCAUGUUACCCUUAGAUUGUUGGGCAUGACUCAGCAUGUUCAAGUAUCAGCUCACAGAUGUUGCUCAAUCAAAGGCCUGCACACUUAAACAUGCACAAGGUUAGUUCUGGAUCAUUCCAAGUGAAGGAGGACUUGUCGGCGUGUUAAUGCACAUUAAUUUUUGCUGCACCUGCUUGUCUGAGGAGGCAUGUGUUCCCAAACAAUGAGACGCUCUUCUUUCUUCUUCAAAAGGGUGAUACAUUUUUUAUGUAGGUCAGCUAUGAAUCUGCAAUCAGCACUUUUUUUUUUUAAGAAGGUCUUUGGGACACUUUGAUCUAUAGUUAUGAUACUUACUCCGACAGGGUAAGUCUAGAGCAGCCUGUCAAGGAGCUGGACCAAGCCUGGGUCAGCAGCCACAACUAUGAACUUAAUCAAAAACUACUUCUGCUGCUUUUAGAGACCUUUGGCAUCACAAGCAGACUUGCAUUCUGGGAGCAUAAUGUUUAAGAGAGGUGAAUAAGGCACCAGGAGCUCUCUAAGACAUGAUGGUGCCUGAAUAUUAAGAGCUUAGUAAGUAAAGAGUGAAGGGUUUUAAAUUCUCUUAAUGCUGCAGUAAAGUUAAAGCACUCUGCCUUAAAGACCCACUCCGAAGCAAAUGAUGUUUUUCUUGUUUUUUUACAUGUUCGUAUGGCAUUUUUCUAAUACUGCAGGACAUAUCAUGAAAAAAUGUAAGUGCUAAAUUGCAUUUCUGAGUAUUUUUGCAUUCCAAUCGCUGUGAACCUCUGGCAGACCCAAACAGCAGGUUCAGAUCAUAGACUGUAUACAGAAUGGACAGCGUCUGUCUCCUCGCUGGGUGAAGCCAACCCGAGAACAGCACCCUCUGGUGACGGGCUGCAGUAUAGGUCAACGUUUUUUAUCGAAAAUUUAAUUAUCACGAUUUAAAGACCACUGGGAACACUUUAAGUAUAUAUUUAAAAAAAUCAGUGUGGGACUUUAAAAAGAUCUUUGCUUUUUUGAUAUUUAUUAAAGGUUAUUAUUGACUUAUUCUAUUAAUACUGUUUUUAAAUGGGCAACCUCUUACCAUGUAUAGGUGACAGACUUGCCUGCUAGCAGUGCCAGACAGGUGCUGCUGUGGAGAAGCAGGUGUGUAUUGUGUGGGUUUUUCAUACUCAGACUGGCAGCUCAGCUUUCUGCUGCGAGGGUAGAGUUUCAACAAAAGCUCCUGUCAGGGAGAACUCUAUACCGCCUGCAUGACACUCUGAAUACUGUGGAGAAAAUAAUAACACCUGUUGACAUUAUAAAAAAAAAAAACACAAUUGUUCAUCAGGAAGGAGAGGAAACAGUCAGUAACACUCGCAAGACUGACUAGAACUGAUAGUGGGUAUAACUGAGCCAAACAGUAAUUAUUAAGGUUUUAUCUUAAUGAGAUCUUAGCUGUAUUAUCAACAUGAUAACACAUGCAUGCACUAGUUUUAGGGCCACUUUACACAAACACUAACACAUGUUGUCUCAAAUGAAAUUCGUGUUUAAUAAGAUCUGAGAUAAUAUUUCUGUACAUACUCUGACAGGAUUGCCUGAAGCUUAUUUAUCUUGUGUUGCUUUAAACAUAAAAUGUGACAUUUUAAAAACUCCUUCAGAUGAUCUCCUACAGCUGUGAUCAAAAAUGAAGUGUGUUGUUUGGGAUUAAGAUAGACUGUAAUUAAGGCUGACCUUUCGAACACAGCUGAUUUGACAUUUAGUCUCAGUAGCCCCCAAAGUUGUUUUGUUUGUUUUUUAAUAACUGUGGGCAAAAUGCAGAGAGGCAGUUGUGUUUAUAUUUGAUCCGAUGGGAGGUAAAGAUGACAUUUAUCUACUGUUUACAGAUCCUUCAAUAGUUUUCUUCAACAAUAGCAGACCUGGAAAAGCUCGGAUGUUAAGUUUUAUCUUCUUCUGUCUCUUCGGUUUGACCCAAAAUUGAGAAAUAUUCGCCUUGCAAACACAUAGAAGAAGACAAGGAGCAGUUUUGUGAAAAGACAAACAAUCACUUGACUAUUAUUAAAACCUUUUAGCCUACUUGACCAGCUUCUUAAUCAAGUAAUCAUUUUAUCUGGUCUAAUCACACACAGAUUCAAGCCUAAAAAACUGUGUGGUGGCACAAAACGUCACCCUAAAAUAGUCUUUCUUAAAGUUUUGAAGCACUGGUUUUUAAAGGAUGAGGCUCAGUGAAGUCAAUUUCAUCAGCCAACGUCAUGAAACUCACUCGUUUCCUGAGACUCCCCCCAGAUUUCCAGUUUCACUUCUGCAUUCUAGUAGUCCAGGUUUGUCCGACCGUAUCUCUGCCCUGUGUGCUCAAAAUGUAUAAGUGAGUGAGUGUGUUUGUUUGCUUGUCUGGUUUUGGGUGACCCUUCUUUAGCAUUCCAGCCAUUCCCCCGCUACCUGGGAACUGGUCUGUUCUCCUCCGUCUGGGUAUUUUUAGGUCCCGAGAAGCAGCUGUCUGUGUCUCCGUCUGCACACACAGCCGGCCGUCUGUUGACUUAAGAAUGUGGUGAGGCUGGAGAAAUGACACAGGCUAUUCGGGAUGAUGCUGCCUCAGUCAGCAUCUGUCAGGAUUAUAGAGUUUCAAGCGAACACAAAUAUAGUUUAGUGUGAUUAUGUCUGUGAGGUGUGAGGUGAUGCUGUAGUCUGUGGUAAAUACGCUUAAAGCUGCAAGGUUGGCAACUUUUCUCUCAACAGCAUCUCUGCACUCUGUGGUUUUCUCACAUUUUGUCCUGAGUCAUGUUCGCCUUGAGGUUUUGUGCUCGACAGAUGAACAACAAUGAGGAAAGUUUUCAGGGAGUGCAGCAGCAGUUCAGAGGUGGGUGUACAGUAAUUGAACCUAACAGUGAAACAUCAGCAAAAACAAACUUCUUUCAGGUUUGUCCCUCAAACUUAAAGCCCCUGUGAGGAUUUUCAAACUGGUUCUGAAACAGACUGAAAUUAAUACUGAUGCCUCUAUAUCCUAUAAAAGCAGAGGCAAUUUUUCAUGUCUGUUACUGCGGCCUCUGGGUAGAUGUCAGAUAAGGAGGUUGAUAUCCUGCUGCAGAAACAGUCUUAGUUUUACAUUUUCCUCUGGAAAGGUUUACGCGAGGGAUGUUUUUGACUUUUGAUGGACAACAACAUGUAUUUGUUUGACAAAACUACUAAUGCUGGAUGAGGACAACAUCGGUAAAGACAUUAUAUGUACCACUUUGUCCAAAAGACACCCAAACCGAUAGAUAAAUGAAAAUUCCCUACAGCAGGUAACAUCAGGACCUGUCCAUUUGGUUCGAGCCAACAAAUAACCAUGUUUUUUGUAAUUUAUUAUACACCAAAACAAGGGUCAUAAUUUGGUUUUACAAGAUAGGGGUAUGAGUACAUAACCAGAAGACAACUGGUGUUAAUAUAGAAACAAGACUGUAUACAAGACUUGCUAAAUAAGCUCAUUAAUUUGUGAAGUUUCCGGUGAUGGAUUGAUCACUACACCACCUUUAUAUAGUCACAGGGUGUCUGUCACAGUCACUGAGUGAUGAAUAAAAAUAAAACAAACUGUGUUUUACCAGAUCUGCUGUAAACGAAAAAACAAAACUUUUAAUAUCGUUCGCUGGACAUGACCGUCAUAUGUUACAUCUAAGCUGUAGUGCAGCCAUCUGCCACUCGACGGGGCUGUAGCUCCAGUUCUUUGUUAUUUCUGUAAUGUUGUAAUGCUGUACGACGCUGAUGUAAACAACACUUAGGAUUGGUGGCACCGCAGAACUUUGAUGAAAGAGACUUGGUGAAAGUGGCACAUUCAUGUGGAUGUUUAUCUGAAAGGAGGAUUAAAGGUGGGUGGUGCUAGCUCUGCUAACAUUUGCCACACAUGAUAAAACAGAUUCUAUGAUCAUGUGUCAAAUAAGUGUUGACAUUUUCAGAGUGUUUUCUUCCUUUAGACAGCCAGGUAGAGGGCGCUGACGGUCCAGCAGCUCAAGUUCAGCAUGUACAGAGACUGUCGUCCUCAUGGCCGUUGUUACUGGUUCAAUUCAGGUCCCCCAUCGAUCCUCUGCUGUGUGUUUUCUGCUCCACCAAAAAAUGCCCAAAAUACAACUUGAAGACUCGUCAGUUUUAACGAUUUAGAUUGAACUUUGGUGGGUUUGUCAAGGGGUCAACUACACUGAUGUGCAUCUAAACCCUGAUGUAUUAAACAAGCAGAGUGCAUUUAUCACUGAUGUCCUCCCUCUCUCUAAUCUCUUGCCUGCAGUUCAUCAAAUCGUCUCCAACUCUGUGCACUUCACCCACAUUGGUUUUUACAUCAUUUCCAAGUGUUUGUUGAAUGUUGUUUAUGUGACUGAUGGUGAAAUGUUUCCACUGAUAAAUUAAGUUUGAGACAAAUGUGAUAUCCCUGAGCAGAAACAUUAAACAACAUCACUUUUGAGCUUUCUUAUGCUGGAUCUCCUUCGGGUGCUAACAGACGGCGUGUAUGUGUGUGUUUUUUACGCCUUGGCAGGGGGAGAAGAAUGCCGGCUUCGAUGUGCUCUACCAUAACAUGAAGCAUGGCCAACUGGCAACCAAGGAGCUUGCCGAGUUUGUCCGUGAGAGGUAAGGUUUGUGUGUAUUUGUGAAUAUCUGUGUGGGAGGUGACACCGGUGGUGGGGCUCGGAUGGAGAAAUUCAACAUUCUGGACUGGUGCUUGUAAAAGAGAAAAAAACGCUAGUUUGUGCCAAGGUUGGGCAAAAAGCUUCAAAGGGAAAAAGAUCUUUUCUGUAUUUCGUCUCUCACUUUUUCUAACAAGGUGUUCAUGAUUAAUUCAUAUUCAGUCCUGAAUGCAGACCUGCAGAUUUUAGUGAGAACUCUUUAACAAGUCUGUCUUUGUUACAAAUGCUCCGUCUUCUCUCUUUGCUCUGAUCUCUGACCUCAGUCCUCACUACUGUGCUACUUUUCAGAGCACCAUCUUUAAAAACUCACACACACACAGAUCUCACUGAAUAGCAGGAUUAUUUCUGAGCUUACUGCAGUACAGGAAUAUAUCUCCCCUCCACGUUUCUGACUGCUGGUUUUAAAAGAGCUGCGAAACGGGAGGAUAUCUGUCAGGACUCUCUGGUUGGGAUAAAUAUCUUUUUUCGUGUUCCCUGUUAAGAGCUAAGAUGACUCAUAGCUGGAGCCCUUUUUCUCGCCUGUGAUUGUUUUAAAACUUUCUUGGUUCAAUGUUCAGUUCAAAAAACAAAUUGUGCACAUAAGUGCACAUUAAGAGCUGUUAUGCAGUGGGUAAUGACAAAUCUCAAAGUAGAUUUUAUCAGAGAACAAGCCUUAAACUCUCACCUAGAGUCUCAGGAUGGAAGUAAUAAGAAAGCUAGAAUCUCCUCUGCUAAGCUUUCCACAGAAACGGAGUCUAAAUAAUGACAGCUUUUAACUUAAACGUACGUUAGUAAAUAAAAGGGGGAAAAAAGACUUAAAAAUCCCACAACUUUACUAACUUUGAACCUCCAGUGUUAACAUGUUAAAGUGGGAUGUGUUUGAAGAUUUAGAUUGUGUGAAAAUCUUAAUUUAAAGACUGAGUUUUCGAUUUCAGGCCUCUAAAAAGACUUUAAAUGAGCUACUAUUAUGUAUACAGCUGGCGCAAACUACUUAGUCUUGCAAUGUAGCAUUACCUCUAAGAUCAAGACGCACAUGAUAACUUUACCAGGCUGUCAUAUAAUAGGGGGCAUAGGUCCCUUAUUUACUUUCAGUCACACCCUUCUGCUCCAUAUUUACUCAUUUUUUGUCCUCUUUGACUUUACUAUCAAAUUCAACCAAAUAAAAUGAUGCUUGAGCUGAUUAAUACUCUAAUGUCGAAUUUAUUCAUAAUGUACUUGUAAUGAAGAGGCUGUUUUUUUGAUAAUAUUAGAUCAGAGUUGACUUAUUUCUGUUUUUUUCAUAGCUGAUGAUAGAGUGAUUUAUGAAUUUCAUGGUGAAAAAUUUUAUCAAACAGCUCCACUUUCACAAUGAAAUAAUAAAAUUAGCAACAUAAAAUAGUUCCCACUUUGUCCACAGGGGGCGCCAAAAUCAAUACAGACAGAAAGUUCCUCACAGGAGCUUUAAUGUAGAAUAAAAUAAGCCUCCUGGAUACAUUAGGAAAUCAAUGAGAGGGUUUAUUUUCAAUCACUUUAAUUUGAUAAAUAAAAGUCAUAAAUCUGCAUCCGUCAUUGUUGAGGAAUAGGCUGAAAGCUUGACAGGAAAACCAGCAGCAGGGCAGAGGCCACUCAAUUACCUCAUUAAAAUUGUCCGCACUCAGUGGCUAAUUUGUUUUAUUAAGCGCUUUGUCCUCCAAUUAGUGAUAAGCAGUGAGUGAAGUGAGGCAGGUAAUGAGUUUCCCACAGGAGUUUGUGCGCUCACAGCUGGAAGUUUACACACACGCACACACACACAUACACACAUGCACAGAGUGAGACCCGUGAUACAAUCCUGACAUUAAUUCGGACCGCUUGUGCACAUUCCUCUCAGAGGGAAAUUCACUUAUCUCCUGGGACAGAAACAGACAACAAAUCAGCAGCUUGAAAAUGAAGUAAGGGCAUUAUGGGUAAAAUAAUGUGUGAUCCUGCCGGACGGAGCAAAGGUCGUUGAGUUGAUGAUUGUCCUCAGUCUUUCUUUGGCUUAGCGUGUAGAGAAGGUUCUUUAGAUUUAAGACACGUCAGCUUUAAGCUUUAUUUUAUUAACGUUGGAUCAUUAAAACAUCAGAAAUCAAGUUUAACUGAAAGACUGAGUUUAGAGUGAAAAUAUUUAAUGUACUAACAGGAAAAAAAAACAGUGUUUUAUACUGAACAUGUUGGUAAUUUUUAUGCAGUUAAUACUAAAGAAAAGAAAUUCUUACACCGUCUCUUACAAUGUGAAAUUAGUUGAGCUGAAGUCUCUAAUUCGACGGUAAAAUUCGUCAGGGCUAAGUUUUGGAAAACAAAACAUAAAAUUUAUCGACCUGGACUUCAAUAAGUUACUUCCAACACUGUAGACCAUUUCCAGACAUCUGGCAGACUUUAUAUCUUGUCAAUUUUUAGAAAAACUUAACUUUGGGGAAACACAAAAGAAACGGAUCCUUGUUUUUUAACAAUAAACACUAUGGUACUUGAAUGCCAUGCAGAUAAAGAAUUUGUCGUUAGAUUGCUUGAAUCAAGUUAAAUCACUGUUUGAUGUGAUAAUCUGUCAUUAGAUGCAGAACUGAAUAAGCUAAAGUUAUAAUAUGUGUAACUGCUUUAAUUAUAUUGGGGCGCAUAUUUAGUCUCUUUAACUGUAAAUUUGCACAGAAGGUAAAACAGAGCAGUACUGCUGUUGACAGAUUGUUAAACAAUUACUUAAAAGUGCUUCAAGGCUAGAAAGAAAACUUUGAAUUGUGAUGACAACUCUGUAGUUUCACCACUACCACUGAUUUAAGCCACUCUGGAUGCAAAUGUUGUUUUAAAACCCUCGUGUUUAGACUCACUUUUUUUUUGGUUUGUUUGUUUGUUGAAAAUGAAAAAUAUAAUAUUUGUUAGGCUCUUUCUGAGACAGGACUUUAAGCACCAGUAGAGCUGCAGCAUCACUUUUAAAGAUGGAUCGGGUUCGAGGGUGUUUGUUUACGACUUUCAGUCACAAGUUGUUCAGUCCUCCCUCAGGACAUUUGGAUCAAUGUUUCUUGCUUCUUUCUCUUCAGGGUCUACAGAUGGAUAUUAAAGUUUUAUGCUCAGCCUUGGAAAACUAGUCCAUUCAUCAUUUACAUGUGGCUUAUUGCAACAUUUUCCCCAGACAGAUGAAAAUCAGUCUUUACUUUCAGGCUCAGUCUGGAGUUUGGAGGACAGAAAGCACCAGACAGAGAAAAUAAUGUAUGAGGCCAUUAGCAGAGGCAGUGCUGUUAUGAGAUAGCACUAUUGGAGUGCAUUAAACUCACUGGUCCAAAGUCUAUUUAGAGAAUUAGCAUUUUAAGUAAUGACCAUAACAUCACUCUUCCUCUGGAUUACUGUAAAUUUAGCCUCUAGUAAACAGGUAAAAAAAAAAAAAGUCAGUGAAGUAGGUCUAUAAAAUGUCCUGUUUUAAAGUCAGUAUAUUCUCAUACUGUCUCUGCUUAUUGCAGUGCUGCUGUCGAAGAGACCUACUCCAAAUCGAUGAGCAAACUGGCCAAGAUGGCCAGCAAUGGAAGUCCACAGGGGUGAGUACAGUCAUGUUCACCAGGAACAGCACCGCAGCUUCACCCACCAGCUGCUGGUUUUUGUCUUUCAGCUCACUGGAUCUGAAACUAUAGGACUGGGGAAUGUUUGCUUCUGUGAUUACUCUACAUAUGGCUACACAUGAUAUAUGAAUGAGUGCCAUCUGCAUCGCCCAAAUGUCUCCAUUUAUCAUUCAAAUUAUUCCCGUAUGUUAUCUGUUGUGUGAUUAAUUUUCUGUGAGACAGUGUGUUUUAAGUGAUGACUUGAUAAUCAGAAAAUGUGCUGAAUCACUGCAGUGAGUGAUUGAAUAACAACCAUCAUGAAAACGUUUCUGCAGUCACAAAGUUUAAUAUUUUAUGGUUGUUGUUUUUUAACUCAGGCAGUUGAAAGAAGUUGAUAAAGAUUUCAUGUAUUUAAUCCCAGUCAGUUUUUAGAUGAUGUGAUGCCAGCUGUGUGCUUGUUGAGAGUAAAUUAAAUCAGAGCAUAUUGCAGUUGGAGUUUAUGAUCCCGUCCAAUUUAGUUGCCUCUGUAAUUUCUUACUGUUUAAAAUUGUAGAAAAAGAUUAGCUGUUCCCAUACUUUUUUUUAAAUUGUUAUUACUCGUCCAUAAAGAAGUAUUCACCUUAGGGGUGUCCCAAUACGAUAUUGAUAUCGGUCUGAUAUUGGAAAAAAAACAAAUAACAGAUUAUAUCGGCCUGCAUCUAAAAUCUCUGAUAUCAGCACUCUGAUACAAACAGUCCAUUCCAGACUCCGCUCCGGCACCUCUGUCUAGCAGCACCAGGAUCCAGCAUGUAGAGCCCAUGUGAUCACAACAACAGUGUUUACUAAGGUACUAACAAAGUAGCAAGAAGAAGGAGUGGCGUCAGCUGUGUGGCAGUAUUUUUUCAUUAAAGUCCGAAAAAGAUGUUGCAGCUGAGUGCAAAACUCGUCAAGCACAAGUUUGUUCCAAAAUCGGAUCAAUAUUGGUAUCGACCAAUACUGAAGGCUACAAUAUCGGUAUCAUAUCGAAAGUCAAAAAGUUGUAUCGGGACACUCCUUAUUCUCCUGUUCGACCACUGUGUUGUUCAACCAAGGUGUUAAAGCUUUUAGCAAGACAGUUUUGUUGAGUUUUUAAAACAUAUUUUGGGAGUUUCUUUUUUCAAAAACAUACCCACAAACGUUUGAUGAAGACCAAGUUUGAACACAGCAGUUUUGUGUGUGUGUAUUUAAUAUUUAUGUUGUGUUUUUUCACAGGACUUUUGCUCCGAUGUGGGAUGUGUUCAGAGUCUCUUCGGACAAACUGGCCCUCUGCCACCUCGAGCUGAUGAGGAAGAUGAACGAUCUUAUCCGAGACAUCAACAAGUACGGAGACGAGCAGGUCAAAAUCCACCGCAAGGUACAUACAUACCUGGAUAAAAGGGGGUUAAUGUUUUUAGCUGUAACUCUGAGAACAAACUUGCAGAUUAUCGCCCCUGUCUGUUCCUCCUGGACAUAGACUUGUAUAGUUUCUCAUUACUUGCCCUUCAUUGAGCCUCUGUCAUCCUGAUCUAAUUUAUCUCACACAAAAUCCAAUUACUGUCUCCCCCCUUCACAGUAAUUGGUGCGGUUUCCCUGAAAGUAUCAAGUACAAUAAUGGUCUGUACAGUAUGUCCAAGUGUUUUUGUGUGUGUGUUUGUGUGUGUGUGUGUGUGUGUGUGUGACACAGACAAAGGAGGAGAUGGUGGGAACAGUGGAGGCGGUGCAGGCACUGCAGGUUCAGAGCAGUCACCUUCAAAAGUCAAAGGAAGGAUACCACGCCAAAUGUUUGGAGCUGGACCGGCUCAGGAAGGAAGGAGCACCGCAGAAAGAACUGGAGAAAGUUAGCCAACACUUGUACUUUUCUUUUUUCUGUUCUGCUUCAUCUAAGUUAGUCAAAUGUCCUUAAUAGAUAAAGGCUGGUUCACACAAAUCAGAAAAAGAGGGACACAGUGUUGUGAAAAGUUUCCCUCCUGAGGCUUUUCUUUCAUAAAAAGGCCCCAGUUUUUUUUUCCCGGUAAUAAGAACUACUCUGUUCUGUUCAGUAUUGAUUCAGUGAAGUAUUCAUUUGUAUGUCAGGUUUGUGAAUGAGAGUGCACGGCUUAAGGCCUCUAAUCACCUCUACCUUUCAUUCCUCACUAGGCGGAGCUGAAGUCUAAGAAAGCAGCUGAGUCGUUCGCGUUGUGCAUCGAGAAGUACAACCGCGUAGGAGGAGAGUUUGAGCAGAAGAUGAGCGAGUCGGCCCAGGUCAGCCGAGCAGAGGGCCACUUCUUUUCUCUCCCACCCUCUAAUGUGCUGUUGAUGAGCAGUUCUUCUUCUCGAGGGCUUUAUCUUUUCUUUUUAUCCCUGUGACUCACUCUCUCUUUUUAACCUCUCAUCACACAAAAACUCCAUCUCAUCCUUUCAUUUAUUAUCCUGCAUCAUGCCUUCAACAAAAAUAGAGACCUUAACACCCAACUCCUCAAACACCCACCAACUCAUGCACACACGCACUUCCUGCCCCCCACACCUAAUACCUUUAAUUACUGCCUCCACAGUACCAUGGUUACCGCUGCUGUUACCAUGGAAAUCUACAACAAACCCCAAUGAGUACUUCUGCGUUUUACAUUUGAAAUCCUUGGGAUCAAUUAUCUCUGUUGAUAGACCUGAGGGAGUAGACCUGGGCUUUGUUUUGGGGGGUGCGGGGUGCAGCGUGUGCUACCUGGGAAAGAGAAAAUGUCAAAGGAUCAAAGCAGGGAUGGAGAUCAAAUGAACAACAAAUCAAUAAAUAAGAGACAAUAAGGCUUUUUAUCACAUGAGGAGAACACAGGAAAUAUUCUCAGAAAGUGCUUUCACACCUGUCGCAGGAUUUAUUUACUCUGACUUUAUUUAAUCUAAGAGGAAUAAAGAGGUAUAUUUGACACAAAUGGACACAAACGUACAUGAAAGCUGAGGAUAGUUUCGAUGUCGCUGUCACCCUUGACUCAUUUUACAGAUUUUCUUUUUGAGAAAUUUGUGUUAAAAAUAUAAAAAAGUUCCAUUUGCUGAUAAAUCAUGUAUUCUUAAAUCAAGUGGUACUUCAAAGUUUCUGCAUUAACCAGUAUAUUAUAUUGUUAUUGUUUUAAUGAAUAAACAUAGGACACAUUCUCAUUCAGAGGGUUUAAUCUGGAUUAAAAGAGUCUGGAUUUAGGAGUUCUCUCUUGUUUUAUCCCAAAUCAGAUGAUUCCGUUUAUUUCAAAGAAAAAUGAAGAGUAUCCACAACCAAUUUUUUCAGAUCAGCAAAAUCCUGCGUAAGCCAUGAUACAGGACAGCAGGUCGUCUUAAUUUGAUAUUAUGCUUUACUCAGGACACUACUGUCAUGUUAGUGAGCUGUUAAAGUACGCCACCUCUGGUAAGUAAUGCUUCCCAGUCCGCUCUCCUCAUUAGUUAUUGCAGGUAUUCAGUCAGAGGCAGUCCAACCUAUGAGCAUAAAUAUCAAAGAUGUUUCAGAGAUAUUUAUGAUUUCAGGUCAGGUGGACUCUGACUUGUCUGUGUGCAGGAAAAUAUUUGUAUUGACGCCACAUACUGGAGGAUUACUGAGACAAAUAAUCAGUUCUGACAACUCUUAAACAGGGCCAUAGAAUUUCUGCCACAAUAACAGCAAUUUAAGUGCAUAAAAUUAGACAAAUGUGCCAAGUAAGCCAAAUUAAAAUGAUAAAAUGUUUUGCUGCAGCCCUCUUAUCUGGUCAUGGUAAUCAAAGUUCUCCCAGUCCUGCUCAAAAGUUUGGAGCAACACGAACUGGAGGAUUUACUCAGAUAUAAACCAAGAUUAAAUCUCAUGAUCCAAUCUGACUUUUUAAUCCUUUUUGAAAAAGCCUGUUUUUCAGAUUUGAUCUCAUGUUAUAUCUCUAAUCCAAUCAGAUCAAUUUGGAACGACUCACCACAAACUUCAACUUGUUUUAGCUCUUAAAUACACCCCUCUGGUUGAUUCAAUUUUAUUCCCACCAAUCCCAAACAAGUCUACUGAGAAGUAAAAACAGACUAGGUACAGGCUGUACUCACGGUCAGAUCUAAUAAGAGUAAAGAUAUGUGAUAAUAUCAGAGAUGGGAAUGAUAUUCUAAACCAAAGACCAACAUCGGCAGCAAAUAAGGAGUCAGGAGCAAGUUCAGUGUUUGUUCUCUUUACCCAGAAUUGAUUGGAAAGCACGCGCUGGCAAAACUCAGCUCACGAACUGAAGUCUCAAACAAAGCCAGUGGCACUACAUCAAGACGAUUCCCAUGAACCAGAACUCGAGUGAUAAGGAGCAGGAUCAAACUAAAUCCUCUCAAAUUAACUCUGGUUUAAAAAGCUGGCUUCUUCUUCUGCUGGAUGACAGCCUAAAAAAAAAAGCUGCUCCUGAUUCUUCUGAUCCUUCUUAGAGGCUGUUUUAACUUGUGCAUGAAGAAACAUGUUUUUCAAAGUUCAGCUUUAUUGGAUUAUGGUUGUUCUGUAAACACUGCUCCGUCUACUACUACAAAUCUUAAACUGGCAGUAGUUUUAGAAAACAGCUUUUUAUUUAACCUUGUCUUUUUGAAAUAAAAGUCAAACCAGAUACCAGUGACACAAAAGAGAUGUGAAACAGCAGGAAUUAACAGUCAUAAAAAACAAAUUUAGACAUCUUGGAUCAAACAGAUUUUGUCUGUUUCUCCAGGCCGAACAGCAUAUUUCUAAUUAGAAUUAAUUAACUUGUUAAAAAAUUUCGAAGGUAAACAUGGUGGCAUAAAAACUGAAACUGAUUUGGUUUGCUGUCCAAGAAGUUGAAGAAGCAGCUGUGUUUUUGCAGCAAACGUCCUUGUUGAUUUGUUUUUCAAGUGUCCUUUCUGAAUGUAUUUCAUUAUCGCUGAAGGUCAGUGAGGAAUGUCAGCUCACUGUUAAAGUGUUAAAUUUCCUCACUGUAACAGAGUUUUUUCUGUCUUUUCUUUGCCGCGGUGUGGGUUUGUGUGAGCAGAAGUUUCAGGGAAUCGAGGAGGCCCACCUGCGUCAGAUGAAACAGCUGAUCAAAGGUUACUCCCACUCCAUAGAGGACACGCAUGUUCAAGUGGGACAGGUACUCCACAUCCUGCUCCUGUGAAAACAACAUCUCUGCUUCUUCUGACUUGUUGUAAUAUUUUAAAUUAGAUAAUAAAAUACAUUUUGUGCCUGUAACUUGUAAACUUUCCCUCUGCAUGUUAUAAUUUAGACCUGUGUAUGAUUUUAACCUCUCCUCAGAUGAACCCAAAGCCUGAGCCCAUCAGACUGUUAAAGAUUAAGUGAUAGUUGAAACAGAUGGUGAUAUUACUGAUUGUUUCCAUUUCCUACCUCUUAAAAAAUACAAUCUUGUUCUCAGCAGCUGUGCACAGGUAUUUAACUCGUGCGUAUAUGUGGCCGUGCUCAUGAAUUUUGAUGUUUUUCUCUCCUUGGACAACAUCAAAACUCAAAAGUCAGUUUAAUCCCUCAUCAGGGCUCCAGUGUCCUCUCGCACCUAUAAACCCCACUCUCUAAUAGAAAGCUUGAAUCACCAUAACAUCCUGUGUGACUCAUUUACAGCACUGGUAAUAACUGUGAGUUAAUAUGAUCCAUGAAAAAUGAGCAGACAGAGCUUCGAUUAUGAGGAUAAAGUCAGGUGUUAUUUGAUUUUCAGAAGACCCGAAUGAAAUACUCGUUCUUCUUCUCUGCUGCAGGUUCACGAGGAAUUUAAGCAGAAUGUGGAAAACAUCGGCAUCGAUAACCUCAUCCAGAAGUUUGCAGAGCAGAAAGGGACCGGAAAAGACAGGCCAGGUACGGUGAAAAAAAGCAUAAACACUAAAUGAGUAACCUGAAUAACAAAGAAAAUAUGAGAACACCCACAGUCUUGGCAGCAGCAUGGAGGCCGAUUCAGAGCUCAGAGUGACAGAAUACUCCAAUGAAUGAGUGACUUGACUUCCUAAACAGUAGAUGCAUUUCAUUGAAUUUUUUAAUCAAACUUCCCGUUGUCUGCAGCUCUUGUUGGUUUUGAAGAGUACAUGACUGUGCCUGAAGGUGGGAAGAAGAGUCGCGCAAAAGCCUUCAGGAUCCCCGGUCUGGGAAAGAGGGACAAGGAGCCAGACUCGACGUGAGUGGGAUGCACAAACACACACUCAGAAACAAGCUUUGAAAUCAAAUCAAAAUUUGUUCUCCAUGUUAAAGCCUCCGUCUACUCUAAAGUGAUGAGAUAUGUCUGUUUGUUUUUGUGUUUGCAGAGACUCCGCAGUGACAGAGGCACUUGUAAGUAGAAGACAGAUUUCUCUGGCUUUAGAUCCACCCUGAUUAUCGCUGUUGUCAAACUUCCAAAGCUUCAGUUAUCACGGUAGAAAACAGCGACUCCUCUUCACUGAGAGGAGGGAGAGAGUGUUUUGAUCAGCUAUGUGACAUGUGCAAAUGUUUGUCAGCAAGGUGAGCCGGAAAUCACGAGUGUGUGUGAUAGUGACAUAACUGCUGGUGUGGGGUUUCCUGGGUUUAUUCUGGUCUUUCUGAGUAGAGAUUUACAGAGGUGCUUUGGCAGCCUGAAGGAAAGAGGGUGACUCGACUUGAGAAUGUGUAUGUGUGUGUGUUUAUGUUUGAGCCAGCCUGCGUGGAAGAGUGCACAUGGGUGUGUGUGUGUGUACGCUGCCAGAGAGCCAUUUAACGGCCUGAUGUAGGGAGGGAAAGUAAACAGGAGAUCACAGAGCCUCUGAUGCUGCUACUUUACACUCGGAGAGGUAUACGUUCCUCAGAUGCUGCCAGGGUUUGCAGAGGUGACGUGUUGCAUAAGAGUUUACAUGCUGCAGCGCUGUCACUUCACCCUCUAAAGUGAAUACUCGCACUGUAGCUGCUGGCAUUUGUCAGCUACUUGGUGAUACGCACAUUUUGUACAAUAUGUUUUUUAGGCUUUUCAUUGGAAACAGUUUCUCUGUGUGGCAGCAAAUGCCUCGAUAAUAACAGACCCGAACCAACAAGAGAUGCAACACUAGACACGUUUACAUGGGCAAAGUUUCUUGAUCCUGGAUCCAUUGUUUAGAUUGGUGCAAAAUCAAAUUAUCCGAACAUGUGUAUACAUACACCAAGCUUUAUUCAGAUUAUAAGCAUUUGGACAUGCACAGAGUUGUCUGAUUUUGCUAAAACAACCGCAGAAGAAGAGUUGUGUUUACAACUGUGCUGUCAACAAACCAACAAACGUGGUAAUGGCACACUUCAUCCAAUUCAGGAGUUCCCCCCUGUUAAAUGUUGUCACUAGAUGGCGCCCUGCACUGUGCGUACAGAUGUGACAUCAUUACGCUGUAUGUAUAAACCACCCCUCUUGAUCGGAAUACAAUUUCUUUCUGAUUGAGUGGAAUUGGAUCAGAAUCUUCUGAUCGACACAUUACGUAUUUUUAUUCCAAUCGGGCUUUUAUUCCGAUUAUUUGUGCCCAUGUAAACGCAGCUAAUGAAAUAAGACUCGUUCAGAAGAUCUGUAGCAGGAUCAAGUUUCUAAGUUUAUGACUCUCUGUAGUUUGUACUAAAAUAUUUGCCAUCAUUACUUCACUUACUAACUAUUCUAGCUGCCUUAAUUCACUGUAUCUAGUUUCUAUCACAGAAGUUAAAGAGUAGUAUGAAUCCUCAGGUAUUAUUGGACUCGUUCUCUUGUUAACAAUAGUUGUUAAACAACUGUUUUACGGCUUUUAUGCUUAAAAUGGAUGAUAAAACAGAGGAAAGAAACUGAAACUAAGGAUGUUAUGCAGUAAAGAAAAGACAGCCUGCUUUCAGCACAAUUGCAUCAGUGCAUUGGUUUCCUGAUUUAACCACUGCACUGAAGAUGCACCACAAACAACAGUUAUGACCCUCAUGUUUCACCAAAAAUCCCCUUUUGUCUUUUGAUAUUAGUUUAACCGCUUUAAAGCUCCUAUGAGGAGUUUUUGCCCUAAUAUGAAACACACUAAAAUCAAUUGGGAUGCCUCUUUGUCACCUAUUUAAUUGUGAUUUUUAAAGUUAGUAACCACUGCAAGCAACUCAAGUCACGGCAUAUCCUAAUUUUUAAGCACUGGCUGCUCUUAAACUCAAAAGACGAAGACCGGACUCAUUUGCUGUCAAAGACUUUUGUUAAUUUUUCAGUUCAGGUCCUCAUAAUUUAUUCAGUUUGCUCACCUGGAUACUUCCUUUUCAGCCACAGUUUAAAGCGUCAACAUAAACUAUACAUUUUGCUUUCAAAGAUUUCAUCAUAGACAUUUAGGAGAGUAGAAACACACAGCUGAACCAAAAUAUAAACAUGAGUGUUGAUGAUUUGUGACAGGUUAAUGAGCCACUGUCUGUGGUUACACUUGUCCUAUAGAUCUGUUUACUGAAAUCUGACCUCAUCAAAUACUGUGUGUGUGUGUGUGUGUGUGUGUGUGUGUGUGUAGUAUGUGUGCACAUCCACACACUGAGUCUAAAAAUAGCUGCCCCCCUGUGGCUCGAUCGUAGGUCUGCCUCUCUUAUUUUGAAGAUCAUGUUACACCGUCCAAAGAUCCUCUGACAGGUUUCCAGACAUCCUGCUGGACUGAUGAGAAGAUUCAGAUCCAGCACAUUCGGAGCUGUAGCUGACAUCUUUGUUUGACUUGUCUGUGAUUUUUAUGUCAAAUAUUCAACAGUUGUAUUCACUGACUCACACUGACAACAUUCGUAGGAUCUGUUUCUACUCACACGGCUCUCUCAGCGCUUUAUAGAGGCUGUAGUGCUGAGUUAGAGUCUGACAAAGCACUCCUGUGUGUGAGAAAUGGAGCUGAAGUGCCAUUUGUUUGCCUGUUGCAGCUGGUGUCUGACUCUUGUCUCUCUCCUGUGUGUGUGUGUGUGUUUUCUCAUUCAUACAGAAUUCACCCCUGGAAGUAGACGAUGAAGGAUUUGUCAUCCGAGCUGACAGCACUCAGAAUGAUAUCCUUUUUCUGCUCGCUGAUGUUCAUUCAGCAGAACACCGAGUCUGGAUUGUGCUGCAUAACAACUUCUCCUUCUUUUAAGGGACUUUCCAGCAGCUGUUUUUAUGAGUACAUACAGCAGGAUGAUGAUCUGAGCUCCUCGGAGACUCAUUGUUACGGAAGAUUUUGUGUUUUUUAUGAUGUAAAGGAGAUUUCUGUCAAACACUUAAAAUCUUCCCUAAGUGUCCAUCAUAGUUAGUCCAAUCCUCUGUUUGCCUAUCAGUCUGUUCCUUGAAGCUUUUAUGCAGAAUAGAACUAGAAAUAGAAUAAUUUGUGGUUUUACUUUCAGAUAUUUACACAUUUUGAUUGCUAAUAUAUUAGGGCUGGGCGAUACGGCCUUAAAUCAAUGUCACCAUGUGUUGAGCAGUUCACCUCGAUAAUGAUAAUUGGACGAUAACUUCUCCACAAGCUGCUCACCCCCUCCCACAUUAACUUCAUCUACUUCAGCCGCUCCAACUUUUGAACCGUCCUCUAUCUCCUCACCUGUCUUUUCGUCUUUGUUAAGAACCAGAUGGGGUGGAGUCACGUCACUGACGUAGGACAGCGUUUUAAAGGGACAUGAGACCAUAGCCUACCUACACACAUCCAUAACCAACUUAAAUUUAUUUGACACUGAAUAUAUUGACCUGGGCAAAAUGAUAAAUUUUGGUACCAUUAAAUUUUUGGUUUAUCGCCCAGCCCUACCAUAUAUUUAAUAUAUUUCAGCUUUAUAAAUAAGUCUAUAGGGUAUCUCAAUCUUGACCCCUUCACUAUACAGACACAGUUUGCUCCAAGAUAAACCUGUGAUACUGCUAAUCAAACUCCAUUACAGUGAAUUUAAUUGAAGAGUAACGAGAGGGUCGGGGUUAAAGGAAAAGCCAUUUCAUCCACUUUAGCCUCGUUACUUUUAGAGUCGGACACUUAGAAAUGUCUUAACCCUGUUUUAUUGGAGCUAAUGAGUGAAAGCGUCCUCAUACUCGGAUACGGAUGAGGUAAAGUCCUGCACCAAUGUGAGAUAAAAGUGACUCAUCCUCCUGGCUCGACACACAACGCUCUGACUCUGAAGCCCUGAUCCAUUCAUCAGCAGCAGCUCUCUUUGUUGACAGCUCGGAGAUAACAACUUUGUCCCCUCCACGGCUCAGAAUAGAUGUUUCAUAUCUAUCGAGGUCCUUUGUGCUGCACACAUAUUUCUCACAACUUUCUGUGUAUUUCAAAUAUACACCUGACACACAUAGACCCUAAUGUGCUGCUUGGAGAUGACUUCUAUUAAGGACGAUGAUGUUGUACUUCUGCCUCUCUACAUCUGUACAACUACAUCUGUCUGUGUUUCAUUGGAGUCUGCUGACCUUCAUUUUUCUGUCUUAUUGCUCUUUGAGGAGAAAGAAGCAGUAAAAAAAAUCACUUUUUUGUAAUAUGCUGAUCUUGUGCCAUCAAAAUAACUUUUUUAUUUAAUAUUUGAAGCCUUAUUGACAGAAUUCUUACAUUUCUUUUACUCAUUUCCAAAUCUCUCUCUUCUUGUUUUGUCCCAAACGGCACACAAAACAAACAGAUCUCAACUGAAAGCUCAUGAUCUAAAUAAAGUCCGUCUGAAAUCCUGUCAAUCAUUUGAAAUUAUCCAAACAGAAUAAAGAAAAAAAUGGGAAUUCUGCAGGAAGUCUUUAUCUUAAACCGUGGAGAUGUGGAAAUGGCUUUUUUUUAAUUAUUCAUUAAAUUUUUGUUAAACUACAAAGUACAAGCAUAGGUAAUAACAUCAUCAUGCCCAUCGCAUCGUGCACAAGAGACAUCCAACAUUUAGAGCAGAUUAAGAUGUGAUUGCAUGUAUCUGCAUUGGUUAAUUAGUUAAAUGUGAGCAGAAGUGCUUUAAUUAAAAGUUCUGUUUCUGGUACUGUCAAACUUUAAAAUCUUUAAAUGGUAAAAAAAAAAAAAAACAUCUGGGAGAAUAAAGCUUGCGAACAUACACUAUAUAAAUAUUCCACACUGGGAUGUUAAUAAGAUGUUUCCUCAGAUUCACUUUUUAUUCCUGUUUGCACUGUGUGGAUUUGUUCUCCUUGACUAUCCUUUCUGUCUGAACGCUGCUCUGAGGAGAAGGAGAACAACUUCUACUCCAGCGACUCAGACUUCGAUGACGAGGAGCCGAAAAAGUUCCACAUCCAGAUCAGACCGGUGGCCAGCAGCAACCGCAGCAACUCUGCCGCAACGGAGAAAGAGCUGAAAGCCACCAUCGGGUCGCUCACCCUGCCCCCAAACAGAGCAGUGCGACAUCAGGUUACAACUUUUUUACAAAUUCUGUAUGUUUGUGACCAUCCAGAUAUUCAGUUUUUUAGCACAGGUUUCUUGUACUUUGCCAUCCCAUAAAGACAAUAGUGUAAAAGUGAGUGGAUCAGUCCCAGUCUCUUAAUUCAAACCUUUGAUGUGCUUUACAUCCAAAAUAACUACAUUUCUAUUGGAACUAGCACAGGCUACAUGUUUGAGACUUAUCCUGCAUAUAUUUUGCUUUACUGCUCUUUCUGAUAAGUACAAAAAUAAACCAAACCCAUGUGGUGUUACAGCCAAAACUUUAUCCUCACAUAACCCAUCAGUGCUCUUCUGUGGGUGACCUUCAUUUCUCUGAAAAUAGCCUUUUCUAAUUAUUUAAAAUAACUCUAUGAACAUCGUCCUCCUGCGUCAUACUUUCAAGGCUACCUCAUGUUCUGGCGGUCCUCCACAUUGACUAAAACCCACUUUCUUGACUUUCAGGCGCCAGUCAAGCGGCAUCUCUCCAGUAAGUUUAGUCAGAUGUGUUUUGAUCUCCUUCAAAAGCAAUCUUUCUCUCAAGCACAAAUCAAUAUGCUGAUGUAUAAAUAAUAUACCAAACAACUUGUGCUGUAUUCUGAAAGCUGUGUGUCUCUGCAGGGAACUCCAGUACCACAGGAGGUCGCUCAGAAGAGGGUGAGGGCGCCUCCCACAGGGGUGAGUAGUCCGCAUAUCUCUUUGGAUUUCUAUCAUCAUUUAUUCAUAUGAAAGACAGUCAAGUUUGUGGGCACAGCCUUUUGGGAAGAAAAGUGAAGCAGGAGCUGCCUUCUCCCUAAUGACCAACAGGGGGAGACUUCAGUGGUUGGAAAGAAGUUUAACCUGAAAAAGAGAAGCUUAUUUCUUGGUUUAUUGUAGAGUGUCCUAGUCCUAGUUAGCUCUACGUCCAGUGUCAAGUGUCCUCCUUAGGUUUCUGACUUUGAGUCCUCAGACAAACACUGUAAAGUCAUUAUUAGGUAAAGCAUGUUUUUCCAUUUAAUUUGAGGGCAUUCAAAGACACAGAAACUUGUUAGACAGAGGAGUGAUGUAUCCUUUUAUCCAAAAUGAACAAAACUGGCAGAAAAUCACCCCUCUUCUUGCCUGUUUAGCCCCUCUGUGUUUCCCCCUGGAUUGUAAAUCUCAAUCUUGGCUGACCUUGCCCUAACAGCCACCCUCCAUUAGUCACACCCGCGCCCUCUGCUCGUGCUCCGCAGCAUGUUUUAUCCCGACCGCUCCGUUAGCCGUCUGCAGGUUAUGCAGGAGUGCCUUGCCACAGCGAGGAGUCUCCCCCCCCUUAAAUCCAGAGGAGGCAGAAUUAACGACCAGCGUCUGAUUAAAGCUGUUACUCUGCGGUGACGGCAGCAGCCACAGGAGCUGAGUGAGACCCGGCUAAUUGCUGGUAUUUAUCACAGGGAAGGUAACGGCUGAUAGGCCCUCCCUCAUGCUGUUCGAUCUCCCUCAAUCUCAGCCUCCUGUCAGUGCUCUGACGAAGUUCACCAUGCUGCUGAUCAGUCCUGAUUAGGAACAUGGAGAGUUGUGAGUCACUGAUUCUCAUUGUGUGUGUGUGUGUGCAUGUGUGUUUGUGUGUGUGUGUGCGUGCAUGCGCCUUUAUUACAGAUGGAGAUCAAGAGGGUUUACGCAGGUCCACCUCCAGUCCUGAUCACAGCAGGUGAGACGCCUCUGUUUUUGGAUGUUUCGUCAUCGGCUCUUCAAGUUUCUUCUUCUUCUUCACAGGAUUUCUACUUCCACUGUUCUUGUUUUGUGUCUGAGCUUCCUCUCUCACCUUGUUGACAAAAACUUGACCCCCUCAUAGUCAUUGUAACACGUGAUUAUCUUUUGUUUAUUCAUAUGUUUACUUCUACUUAGUUAUACAGAAAAUAACUCCAUUUUCAUCAGAGAAAAUUACACUGAAGGAGACCCUGGACUGUGUGACAGCUGAGAUAGUGUUGUUAAAUGAUGAGGUGAUGGAAUAAUAUGAUGAACAUACUCCCACACCGACAUUUUUGCAGGGUGUUUUAAGCAUCAAAUUUACAAUAAGUCUGUAUUUUUGAUGAAACAGCACACUCUUCAUUUGAUAUGUUGUCUUAACUUUAUUUUCAACUUUGAGAAAGAGUUCAACCUCUUGGCAAAACAUCAAAUUCUGUUUUAUUAUCAUUUAACACACGGUCCAGAUUUUUAGGAAUUGGGGUUGUACUUGCCAACAAAUCUUGAGCUGUUCAGAAAGUCACAGAAAGACGAAAAAGCAAUCAGGAUUCAUUGUCUGAAAGUGUAAUCCUUCUUCUGCCUGCCAGCUUUAUCCUUUCUGCUUUUUCUCUCACAGCCCUCUAAUUUGCUCCUCUAUCAUUUCCUCCUCUACUCCUGCUUCCACCACCCCGUCGUAUUUUAUCUCCUCUUCCUCCUCAUUAGUCUCUCCGUCACUCCUCAGCUCUGAUUUUCUUGUCUCCUCCACCAGGUUGAGUUCGACAGCGUCCGGUUCGGACAGUCUAUUUGGACCUCCGCUGGAAUCGGCCUUUAAGUCCAAAAGUUUUGAUGGACGAGAUCAACUCAGAGAGCAGAGCGCGUUUGGGGCUUCUGAGUGUAAGAAUUGUUGAUUUAUUUGAAAUAUUUUCUUUGAUUUUUUCUCAUUAACUCUGGAUCAAUCCAAAUGUAAAAGGAUCGAACCUUUUCCAGACUGAAUGAAUGAGAUAAAGUAACGUAGCCAAGACUAAGCCGCCUAUAAUGAAGCCAAAAGCAUGCAUCGAGUUCAUCACAGUGCAUGGUACCGCUGUAAAAAGUUAGUUUAAGUAAAACUAACUCUGCUUUGCUCAAAUAUAAAAUCAAAAAAACAGCAAUACUCUCAUUUGUGUUUGAUUUGAUUCUGCUCUGUGUUCUUCAGACGCCGCCUUCUCCUCAGACUCCUCCUCUCCAGAGAACGUCGAGGACUCUGGUUUGGACUCGCCUUCCCAUCAAACCCUUGGGCCCUCCCCUGAGCCGGCAGGUUGGGCCGCCUGGCCUCCUGUGUCACAGAGUAAAGAGCAGACUCAGACGCUGGGACGACCCUCAGAUCCCUUCCUCUCCGCCUUCAGGGACCCCUCUCCUGGUCGGAGUCCUCACCUGAAGGACGAUCCCGCCAGUGUCUGGUCCGUCGCUCUUUCUCGUCCCUCUCGUGUCACACCCGAAGUGGACCCUCCGUCCACGCGGUUCCCCGCUUUCUCUCAGUCCCUCCCUUCAGUUGAGAUUGAGUCGUCGGUGUGGAACUGCAAACACAUCCCAGCCGAGGACCCCUUCCUCGCUGCCUUUGAGCGAACUGUCACACAAGAGACUUUAAACCUGUCCGACGCUUGGUCCCGCCCACCUCCUCGUCAAACACAGGAGGGCCGGGGGAUGGAUGUGCGAGGGGACCCUUUCUCCAUGACCCUCCCUGACACCAAGAAACUUCCCACCUCCUCCUCAUCCUCCUCUUCGUCCUCCUCUCACCGUAAAGACAGAGACAGGAAACGGGACCGCAGCCUCCCGCCUCCUGUUUCCUCCGACGACCCGUUUGCGAUCACAAUGAUCGGCAGCCCGACGCAUCAGUCGUCUUUAGCUGCGGCGGCUGGGUUGAUUCCCACACAUAGCAGCAACAGUGGUGCCGUUGGCGUUGCCAGCAGCAGCAGCAGACUGGGACUCGAUGUUAGCUCGAGCUCUUUACCCAGCGCUCAGCCCAAGAAGGAGCUGAUGCACUGGAACUCUGUCCACAACCCGUUCAGUGAAGGAGUUUCCGGAGCGCCGAGCAGCUCCAAGAUUCAGGAGGGAGGGGGGAAAGCAGAGGGAGGAGGAGGAGGAGGAGAGAGGAGGAAGCAUCGAUCAUCGGAAAGUGAGCCACGCAGGAACGCCCCUCCACUCACCAGGCACUCAGGGCCGCAGGAGGAUCUGUGUUUUUCCACAGACAAAGACCAAGACUGCCUGGAUCUGAACUCUCAGAUACCGUGCAGCGCCAGCUCUCACAAAGGUACUCAUCUCUUCCUUUUGAGUUUGUAUAGAUGUUGGUACGUGGCGGCAAACUGAUCUCUACAUCUUUUUGGUGUUACGAGCGGAACUUUUAAAAUUUUUACACACAGAGUAGAAAAACAGAAGAUAAGGAUUCAGUCUCUACCGUUUCUUUAAAUACAACUUAUCAUGAUUUAAUAAAGUUCAAACGCGGUGUCCAUUUCUAUUCUUAAAUUAUUCAUCAUUUUGCACGUUUAUUAUCCUUAUGUUUAUUUCCUUUUAGCUGUGAGACUGUAAGAUAAAGAGGGUGUAGCUUUCUUGAUGUUUGAAGAGGUUAUAACUAGUUAAUAGAUCAUUUAUAAACUGUUAAUUAAUGAGUUAUUAAUAACUUUUUAAGUGUUUGUUCAGGAUUUAUAUUGAUGCCUUACAGAUAGUUAAUAUAUCAAUAAUAAACAGGUAGUUAAUGAGUUAUAAAUGACUUGUUGAUGAUUUAUAACGAAACCUUAUAAAUUAGUAAUAAAUCAUGAACAAGCUGUUAGUAAAUCACAAAUAAUAAUAAAGUUGCAACUAUUCCUCAUUUACUAACAGUUAAUAAAGUUAUAGUAUAAAUGGUAUAGUUUUAUAUUAUUAAGAGACAGUUAACAAGUCAUAACUCAUUAACUAACAGUUUAUUAAUGAUAUAUUAACUAUCUAUAAGGCAUCAUUAUAAAUCCUUAACAAACACUUAAAAAGUUAUUAAUAACUCAUUAAUUAACAGUUUACUAAUGAUCUAUUAAUUAGUUAUAAUGGAUAGUUAUUAUAAAGUGUUACCAAAGUAACAGUUACUUACAUUUUUAAGCAUUAAAAAGUCUUAUUUAUAAAUCCUUUAGAUCCAAAACCCUGACUGGAAAAGAAACAGACAGAUCCGUAAACUGUUUAUUCCUUUUUGUCUUUGAUUACUUGAUUAACUUGAGUUUAUUCAUGGUGUAAGAAAUAAGUACAAAUAAGAGACUCUGGAGCAACUAAUAGAGUUUUUUUAGUAUUUCUUAGGGGAUAAAUCUUUGCAGUGCACAUUGAGAUGCCAAACUGAUGGUAAAUUAAAGCAGAGCAGGUUAGAUGUUAUGAGUUUUUGUUCAUUCAGGAUGUCUGUGUAUUUGAUUCCUUUUAGCCGUGUGGAUAAAAAUGUCUUUUGUUCAUUUUGUGUCUGUCUUUAUUUUAAGGGUCCAAACAAAACUUCAGACAGGAGACCUCUGAAGUGGCUUCAGCUGCUCCUCAGAGAGCAACACGGGCCAAGAGGACCUCAGGCAGACUCAGCGGCUGUGAGAGGGUGAGUCAAGAAUUCACAGCUUUGAUAACUUAUCACUAUUGCAACACCUUUUUUUUAAACCCUCCUCAUUUGACUUUAUUCUCAGAACUGCAUUGCUGAAAUCACAGUUUCCCCAACUCCAGUUACACAAACAGGCCAAAGUUUAUACUUUUCAUGACACAAAGGGCAUCAAAAAAAAAUUCUUUGGGAAUAUAAAAGAAGAUAACUAAAAAGACAAAAAUUCUUCUCUCUAACUCACUCAGAUACACAGUAAAAUGAUUGUGUUGCUGCUAAAACUAACUCUGUAAUGGUUAGAUUCUAAAAUAUAAUCAAAUGAACUGAAACCGGUCCAUCAGGACUGUUAAAACUGGACUUCUCAGGUACAUAAACCUGUUUUUUCUCUUUGGGUUUUUAGUCCCGGUCUCUAUGCUCCUCCCCGCUACCGGAGCCCAGCCCCUCCCUCACCUCCUCGUCCUCCUCCAGCCCCAGUGAGUGGGGUCCUCAGGCCAGGGACGCUGACUGGGGAGGACAAAACCGAGCCACCAGUCCUGCCAGGCCGGGACAAUCCUCGCCACUGCCUUUCCAGCACCAAGACCACCAACAGCGACCGGGUAAGGUUCAGAAAGUUACAACCCAGAGACAGGAGCGUGAGAGGAAGAGACAGACUGAUAUGAUCAUUAAUGAGUUUAGGAAAUACAGACACUGAGUGAGGUUUGAUGCUCGGUGAGAAACCACUUAAACUCAGUGUCUCAUCAGCUCCGCUCACGUUGAUCGUGUUUGUCCUUCACAGUGCACCUGUCUCGAGGUCCCAGUCCCAUCUCUCUCAGCACACAGGAGGCCUGGCCGGUUGCAGCAGCCAUCACUGAAUACAUCAACGCCUACUUCAAAGGUGGACAACACAACCGGUCAGUGUGAGACGAAUUUUUCUUCUGAUAUCUCAGGGAAAAAAAAGCACAUUCGCUGGUUUUAAAGGGAGACUGCACCACUUUCUAACGUCAAAGUCUGUGUGUUUUUAUUCAAGAGGUGUUCAAAGUGUAACUCAUCUGUUCUGAAACUAUGAGAGGAUAGCUCUAAAUUGACUUCAUCUUUUUAAACUUAUUUUCCACUUUAAGGAAAAAACAUCAGUUUCAAAAUUAGGAUGUGAAAAUUAGAGUUUGAAAAAAUGCAGUAGAAUGAAGAGGAUUCGUUUUAACACUCUGUGUGUGUUUCCUCCUUUUCUCCAGCUGUCUUGUGAAGAUCACAGGAGACCUGACGAUGUCCUUCCCCGCAGGCAUCACUCGCAUUUUCACAGCCAACCCCAACGUCCCCGUGCUCAGCUUCAGACUGGUCAACAUCUCCAGGAUCGAUCACUUCCUGCCAAACCAGAAGCUGCUUUACAGGUCAGUUUGUUUUUGUCACAGCUGUGUUUUGUUUUGUCUUGUUUUUUUCUGUGCUCUGUUUACCACCCUUCCUCCGUGCCUCUGCAGUGAUCCGUCUCAGAGUGACCCAGACACUAGAGACUUCUGGUUCAACAUGCAGGCCCUGCAGCUCUACCUGCAGAGGGAGGCUGAACUCAACCCUCAGGCCUCGUACUACAACGUCGGCCUGCUGAAGUAUCAGGUGAGGAGUAAAAUGACCCUCCAUCACCUUUUAGAGGUGGGGUAGUCAGGAUCUGAGGAAGUGCCAGUUUUUGGGAGAAAUCUUGAAUGUAAACUCUACCCCUCCCAACCAGUUUUCCCCUCAGCUCCUCCUCUCCCCUCCCUCUCUGCUCCAGCAAGCCCCGCCCUCAAACAGAUGCUCCUGCUCGCUCGUAUCACUUCAAUUAAAUUCAGAUAUAAUGCAGAUAAAUACUUCAGAUAAUUACAAAUGGGGCCCAGUCAACGUGAAAGUAAACAGCAUUGGUGCUACUGUAGACGCCAACAGACUACCAGCAAACAGAAUGUUUGUAGGACUUCUACAACUAGGAUAAAGUGACAUAGUCCAGGACCCGAGGGAAACAGUUUAGCGAUGGCGCUACGACACGUAGCAGGUUCCGUUUGACAAGAAACACUUCUGUUACACUUUGCUUACUUUGUUAAAGCGGUUUACAUGUCCAGCAGAAAGGUUACAAGGUCUGUAAGAUCCCAAAGCGUCCCCCAUCAGUGUUGACCCGGCUUUUUUUUAGCUCUUGUCAGGGUGGUCUACCUCCUUUUUAAGCGCCCGUUAUUCCACCAGAGUCGCCGGUAAUUAGUUCGUUUUCUUGCUUGUGUUGGCAGUUGUGGCCAAAGGAGGAUUCAGACAGUUUUCUGUACUUUCUGGUUGGUUUCUACUGUCCGAUAUUGUAGCAUGCUAACUUUGUUUUGGCUCCUGAACAACAAAGGGGAGCAGCGUCUGCCUCACAACCAAUCAGGAUGGGGGAGGCGGGGAAUGGCUUUGUUUAUAGUCAGAAAGAGCGGAGCGCUCUGAAAAUUUAAAAUGUUGACUUCACAGACAUAACAAAACACAGCAAUAUCGUUAUAUUACCAAAUGUCAUCAAUAACUAAUAGCUAUUGACUGAUAUUAAAAGAUUUUUUGUAUAUACACCACAAAAAGAUGCUUCUUCAACGGACUCCUGCCUACCCCACCUUUCAAGUUUAUUACCAACUCUGACUCCUAUUGAUCAAUCAGUCCCCCUUUUUGGGGACUGAUUAUUCUGUUUCAAAAAUGCCCUAGUGGAUUGCAAAGUAAUUGGACAGGUAACUUUGGAGUAAUUUCCGGCUAAUUUCACAGUCCUGUUUGGUUGUUUAGGUGACUUAAAAAUGUCUAGUUGGAGCCCGUAGAGUAAGUGUUGUUAACCUUUCCCCUCUGAGGGCCUGAUUCAUUUUGAUAGGAUGUUAAGUAUGGACCUCUCUCCUCACAAGUUCUUAAAAACUCCCCGUUGUCUCCUCAGGUGUCAUCACAGGACCCGGGUCGGGCUCCUCUCUUACUGUCGGCAGAGUGUCAGCGCAGCGGCACAGUGACUCGAGUCUCUCUGGAUUACCACUGCUGCCCCGCCACAGCGCCAUCUACCCAGCUCACCGCUGUCCAGGUGCUGCUACCAUUAGACCACACCGCUACAGACCUGCAGUGUCAGCCGCCUGCCUCCUGGUGAGACACGAUGAUCCGUUAUAACGAUAUUUAUCACCUCUAUCCUGCUGCUUGUCGACUUUCUGUUGCCUCUGAUGGAUUUUGAAGAUCAAGAUUCAGUUUGAGCUGACUGAUUUUUCAUUUGCAGGAAUGCUGAGGAACGACGUCUGCUGUGGAAGCUUCCCAAUCUCUCCCCGACCAAUCACAGCAAAGGUCAGAGCUCUGCAGCUUUCUCCGUACUGAAUCUCUACUUUUCUGUUCCAGCCCCCGUCAUCAGGCAGAGUUUAAUAAUACAGGAGGGAGAAGUGUCAGCCUGUCAGGUGCUGAUCUACGUUUGAAGACUUCUCACUAAAAUUAGAGCUUUCUGCUUCGUUUCCUUCUCUGCGAGCGAAAAUCGUUCAUUAAUGGUUAUUAAUUGCUUAAAUUGAAGUCUUACAGUUAGUCUUUGACUGCGGAUUUAGCAUUUAAAUGUCACAGCUGCUGUUGUCAGUCUUUCGAGGGAGCAAAAUGAAGGAAUAUGUGACUCAUAUAAAAAGACAUGAGCUGCGGAGAUGUUCCUCUUUUAUGUGAAUUUAGAGAGAUUGUUGCUCUUCUUCACAGCCUCAGAUUCGAGAGCUGAUGACUUCAUCCUAAAAUGAGAAAACGCAAAUCAGUGGAGCUCCACCUGAGUGCCUCUUUGUAUCAGACACCCACACUUUCCCUCAUUUCAUUCGUUUUUUUGUUUUUUUUUAUCAUCUAAUGAUAUACGACUACCUCGGAGUGAGGCUGUGGGCUCAGAGAAAAGGAGGAGAAGAGACUAUUCAUAGCAGACAGUGAUGGAUGAGAUGUUUGAGGCUGAAAACCUUCAUAGUUAGGAACGUUUUUCUGGUUUAUGUGCGAUGACAAAACGCUGAAAGGUCACCAUAACUCCUUCCUGCUCAUUUGGGGAAAAAAACUGUUUUCCUGCAAAGUGUAUAUAAAUAACUAAAAGGUUAAAAGUGUCAUUUUUGAUUAAAAAGGCUGAAUCAAAACUUAAUUUAGUUUAUAGGACUCUGCCUAAACUGUCAGCACAGAUAUUUUUCAGCUGGAUGAGGCCGCUCUGCAGUUCCUCCUCAAUUCAUCAUCAUUUCUCCUCUUGUUUCUGCGCGCUGCUUCAUUUUACUCUUGGACCUGGAGCUGCUUUUUCAUUCACAGAGUAUCAGUGUCGUAAUAACUGUCUGUUUGAAUUUAACUCAGAUGUCUUUAACUUUUCAACCAAGUUUUUUUUUUUUUUUCUCAAACUUCAAGAACAACAACUUAAAAAAAAAACUAAAAACAAAAACACAGAGCAAAAUAAUACAUAUAUACACUAAACAAAUGCAUGUCAAAGAUAAAUUUACACUAACAUGUCAAAAAUAAACAGAAUGAAGCAAAGAGCUCAUCUAAUCCUGCCCCUUCCUUGCAAAUCAGAGACAAUAAUGAAUGGAAAAAUUAGCUGAUUAUAUAGAUUACAGAGAUCUGUUUAAAUAUCUACAUAUUAUAUACUACAUAUACAUAUUUAAUUCCACCUAGGCAGCCUUUUCACCAUCCUGUGAUAUGUCUAGUUGCCUGCGUUAAAUUGGUAAAUUAAUCCUGACCUUAUACUAUUUUAGAGCGUUAUUUUCAUGAGGAAUUAAAAUCUUUUAAGUCUAAAAAUAAGAUCAAAUAAGUCAAUUUUUAAGCGCAAUUUCACCGCAAACAAAACUGAUGAAGUCUUUCAGUAAAGCUUGCAUUCAUUCUUGGUUUUAGCUAAAAACAAUCAUUUUAAACGGCUCCUAUACUAGCUGUCGAACUCAUCAGUUUCUAUAUUUCUGCAUUGCUUUGUAAAGUUAUUCUGUAUUUCUGUACGUCUGUGUUUGUGUGUCAUCUCAGGCUCUGGGACUCUGUGUGCCAGCUGGCAGUGCCUGGAGGUCCCCCGCGGCCCUCCACCCAGCCUGGCUGUUCAGUUCGUGGGCUCCGGGGCCUCCCUGUCAGGCAUCGAUGUGGAGCUGGUGGGCAGCCGCUACCGCAUGUCACUCGUGAAGAAGAGAUUCGCCACAGGUGAGGCUUUGAUUUCUGACACCUUGAAGCGUUGAUUUUGCACAGUUUAAAUAUCAUUCAGUUACAGAAGUGUUUUUACUCUGAAACAAACAACUUCUGGUCCGCUCAUCUUUUGCCACGUUGUGUUUGACAGGGAAGUACAUGGCAGGCUGCUCCUUGUGAAUCUUGUAGAGGAUCGUCCCUGCUGCUGGUUCAGAAACCUUUGCACCCUUUCUAAGUCCUGUGACGGAGCUGAAGAGACGAUUGGUGGUAGGACAUAAAAAAAACGGAGACGGGGCACCUUUACUCUGCCUGAAGGACAAUGUGCACUUACUUCUGAUGGUGUCCUGCUGUUUUAGGACCAAGCCUUUCCUUCUUCCUCUUUUCCUCUAAUUUAAGUUGUGUGUUGUACACUCACUCACUUUUUCUACUGAAUCAUUUCAUCGUGUUCUGAAACUGAAAAGUAGAUGUCAGGACUGCUCUUAACCUACAGCAGAAAAAAGGAAAUGUUUAAGUUAAAUACAGCUGUCUGGAAAUAAGCUGCCUAUGGGGCUAGGAUUUUUAAUUUAUGUAAAUACAGUUUGAAAGAAAAAUUGAGAAUUCGUUGUACUUAACCUAAAGAAAAAACCCUGAAAUGUUUGUAAAUCUGCUGUUUGUGAUGUUCACAUUUGAUAAGAAUAAAUGUUCUCAAACCUUU